AUGGGUAGGAAUCUCUGAAUGUGAUUUUAUAUACCAAUGAGUUAGCUAACAAUUACCUUGAUUUAAUAUUUUUGGAUAGGCGUUUCAAAUUAUUUAAUAUUUUUGGCUAAACAUUUAAAAACAAUUUUUUUUCAUAUUAUUAAAAUAUAAAAAAAAGUAUAUCAUAUAUACAAAUAUAUCAAUGUAUAAAAAAUAAUCAAAGUAUUAAAGUAUUUUUUAAAAUAUUAAAGGAACACUAUAGUGUUGGGAAUGUAAAACUGUAUUCCUAAUGCUAUAGUGUCCCUUUCCCUAAAUCUAAAGGGGAGACAGCCUAGAAAAUGGAGAUCCCCAUAUGUUUUAAAACUACAGCUUCCAUGAUGCUUUGUCAUUCUAAAGCAUUCUAAAAGAAGGCAAAGUAUCGUGGGAGUUGUAGUUCUACAACAUCUUGGGAUCUACCUUUUGGUCACCCCUGGCCUAGAGGUUCUUUGAAACUGCAAUAUUUUACAUUGCAGAACUAUGGGGGACACCCAGACCAUUUCAAUGAGAUUAGGUGGUCUGGGUGGUGCCUAUAGCGCCCCUUUAAAUAUUUUAAAAAUGUACCCCAAAAUUUUAAAUCAUUUGAAAAGCUUAUCUACAAAUAUUAAAUCAAGACCUAUGUCUAAGAAAUAGAAAUAUAACUUUUCAUGUAAAAUGUCCAGAAAUUCUGACGAUUAUUAAAAAUCUCUGAAAGAAUGAGAAUGCGUUCAGUUCUCUGGUUUUCCUGACAUAUGAAUUCUUUCCAAUUUGCAGUGAUCGCUGAUGGGACACUUGACAGACCCACCCUUAUUGAUGACUUGGGAAGUGAUGAAGAUUUCUAUGAGGACUUGCAUGUAUCUAGUCACCGGUAUGGCGGAGGCGGGGAACAGCUGGCAAUAAAUGAGGUACAUACCGGAGCUUUUAAUAGCAUUAUUGUGCUACUUGAAAAUACUGAAACCUAUGUACUGACCUAUUUUGCGUGUGUUUAAAAUGAUUAUUGGUCAGUUUUAUGCCUAGAUAAAUGGAACUAAAUAGUUAGGAACACAAACAGGUAUUCCUAAUGCUAUAGUGCCCUCGUCACAGUUUAGGCUACUGCCCACCAGCUUGUAAGCUGUAAAAAAGAGAGAUUUACUUACUUUUUCUCUUUCUCCCAUCCUGUCACCCUCCUCCAUGGCUGAGAUCAUAGGGAAGCAUCGGAAAGCGAGUGUGCAUGCACAGCAAAAUGCAACACUGCAAUAAUCAGCAUCUCCUCAUAGAUUCAGUGCAUGCAUGCAUAGGUCCAGAAAAGAUUGCAGGACUGAAAUAUGGUAGUGCCUCUAGUGGCCAUCUGAGUGACAGCACCUGUAGGUGUUACUAGAGACCAAUGUAAACACUGCCUUUUCCCCUGGUUCCCCUCUCCUCUUCCUUGACCACUUUGCUGCCUGGUUACCCUACUUCCUCUCUUCUAACAUUCCAUCCUUAAUUCUUGGAGACUUCAAUAAUACCAUUAACCCUCCUUUAACCCCAGCAGCCUCUAAACUACUUUCAAUCACUUCCUAUUGCAGUGUGCUAAUUCUCCCACCCAUGUAGCUGGCAAUACCCUCAACCUUAUUUUCUCGUAUUCAUGUACAGUAUCUAAUAUCUGCAGCACUCCAUUUCCUCUCUCUGAUCACCACCUCUUAUUGUUUGCUCUCGAUUACCCCCUCACACAACAACCUCAGUCUAACCACCUCAACUCAGGAGGAACCUUAAUUCUAUUGACCUCCAGCAGAUGUCAGCUGACAUUGAUUCACAUCUCCUAUCUAUCCCUUCUCUCUCUUGUCCCUCACUAGCCAUCUCCACAUAUAACACUACCCUCACCUCUGCCUUGAACGCUGCAGCCCCGCUUCAAACAUGCACCUCAAGGAGGACACGACCCCAACCUUGGCAUACUAAAUCAACACGCUAUCUGCAGAGUUGCUCCCGUUGUGCUGAAUGCUCCUGGAGGAAGUCCCACACCCAGGCAGACUUUCUCCAUUAUAGAUUCAUAUUGCGUUCAUACAGCGGAGCCCUUGCCCUCGCCAAAAAGUCCUACUUUUCCUCUUUCAUUAGAUCAUGCUCCUGCAAUCCCAAACGUCUCUUUGACACCUUUAAUUCUCUUCUCCGCCCUGCUGUGGCAACCCCCUAAACUAACCUUACAGCUGAUAGCUUUGCAUGCUACUUUACCGACAAGAUUGAACCACACGUAAAUCAUGCCUUUCCUACCCUUCAGACUUUCUCCCCGGCUACUGAACAAGAAGUGGCUGCGCUUCUCCAUUCCUCUCGCCCCACCACUUGCCCGCUCGAUCCUGUCCCAUCUCACCUCAUCAGAUCUCUCUCCCCUUGUCUUGUGCCUUCCCUAACACACAUCUUCAACUGCUCUCUCUCUUCUGGCACUGUUCCUGCUGACCUUAAACAUGCCACUGUAGUACCUAUCCUGAAAAAAACAUAUUUUGACCCAUCCUCCCCCUCUAUCAUCCCAUAUCCCUGCUCCCUUUUUCAUCAAAGCUUUUGGGGAGACUUGUCUUUACCCAUGUGUCUCGCUUCCUCAAUUCCAACUCUCUCCUUGACCAUCUUCAGUCUGGCUUCCGCCCUCUCCACUUUACUGAGACUGCUCUUAUCAAAGUUACUAAUGACCUAAUCGCAGCUAAAUCUAAAGGUCACUACUCCAUAUUAAUUCUCCUUGACCUCUCUGCUGCCUUUGACACCUUUGAUCAUGCUCUCCUCCUUCAAACUCUUCAAUCGCUCGGUCUCUGUGACUCUGUCCUCUCAUGGUUUUCCUCUUAUCUGUCCCAAUGCUCAUUCAGUGUCUCCUUUUCCAAGGAUACCUCCUACCCUCGUCCUGUCUCGGGUGGAGUUCCCCAAGGCUCUGUCCUUGGUCCCCUUCUAUUUUCUCUUUAUACUGCCUCUCUUGGCAAACUUAUUACCUCUUUUGGAUUCCACUAGCACCUGUACGCUGAUGACACUCAGAUAUACCUCUCCUCCCCGGACCCAGUGGCGGAUCCAGGGGGGGGGGCAACGGGGCAAUUGCCCCCCCCGAGAAAUCCGCCGGUCUCCCUCUCCCUCCCCUGCCAGCACAUGCAGGUGCUAGCCCUGCAAUGUGCCUGCGGACCGGAGGGGAGAUCAGAGAUCUCCCUCCCCGGUCCGCAGGCACUGUGCUUACAGCCGGCAGGGGAGGGAGAGGGAGGAGAGAGGACCCGGGAGCUCAGACUGCAUCUCCUCCGGGUCCUACUCUCGCGAGAUUUGGAGCGUUGCCGUGGUUACCAUGGCGACGCUCCAAAUCUCGCGAGAGUGAACUCUAGCCCGGGAGCGCGGGCUAGAGUUCACUCUCACCACUGGGACCACCAGGGAACGAAAUAUGUCCCCCCUCCUCCCCAGUAAAGGUAAGAAGGGAGGGGGGACAUAGGAUAUUUAUUUUAAUUAAAUUAAAAAAUAUAUAUUAUUAAAAAAAAAAAAAGCCACACACACAUACAUUGCCCCCAAUACUGCCCCCCCAUUCACACAAACUGCCUCCUAUACACACAAACUGCCCCCCCAUUCACACAAACUGCCCCCUAUACACACAAACUGCCCCCCCACACAUACUGCCCCCAUACACACACACUGGCCCACACAUACUGCCCCACAUACACUGCCCCCACAGCCCACACCUGCCCCCCAUACACACACUGCCCCCAUACACAACACUGCCCCCAUACACUGCACCCCUUACACAUUGCACCACUCACACACACCACUGCUCCUAUGCCCUACUACAGCCCCAUUUCCCAGCAGAUCUCAGGUAAGUUGUCAAACUGUUCUUAAACAGUUUGACUACUUACUGUGGGAGGAGUCCCGGCACUAUUGACACCAUAACCACUACACUGAGCUGUAGUGGUUAUUGUGUCUGGAUUAUUUCUUUAAAUAAUCUACAAGUGCCCCUUCGAGAUCAGGCUCUGGAUCCGCCACUGCCCGGACCUCUCCCCUGCCAUCUUGCAACGUGUCACUGCUUGCCUUUCUUCCAUCUCUGACUGGAUGUCCUCGCGCUUUCUGAAACUCAAUCUCUCUAAAACUGAACUCCUUGUCUUUCCUCCUUCUAAUACUGAUCCUCUUCUAUCUCUCUCUCCCUUCAAGUCAGUGAUAUCCACAUAAGCCCAUCUUUGCAAGCGCGCUGUCUUGGCAUCAUACUUGACUCUGGCCUCACCUUUGAGCCUCACAUUAAGUUUGUUGCCAAAUCCUGUAGAUACCAACUUAAAAACAUAGCCCGCAUCCGCCUCUUUCUUACACAAGAUGCUACCAAGGAGCUUGUCCAUGCUCUGGUAAUUUCCCACAUGGAUUUUUGUAACCCUCUCCUGAUUUGUCUCCCCAAAAGCCGUAUUGCCCAGUUUCAGUCUGUACUGAAUACCGCAGCCAGACUUAUUUUCCUCUCUAGUCGGUCCUUCCACACCUCACCCCUCUGCCAGUCCUUACAUUGGCUCCCUGUAUCCUAUAGAAGUCAAUUCAAAGUGCUAACCCAUACAUUUAAAGCACUGAACAAUUCUAGCCCCUCUUAUAUCUCUUCACACAUCCAAAGGUAUGCCCCUCCUUGUUCCCUCCACCCUGCCCGUGACCACCUCCUGACCGCUGCUCGCACCCGUACGGCCAACUCAUGCUUGCAGAACUUCUCGUGGGUGGCUCCUUUCCUAUGGAAUAGCCUGCCUACCCCCAUCAGACUGUCCCCUAGUCUUCAAUCCUUUAAGAAGUGCCUUAAAACCCAUCUCUUUAGGAAAGCUUAUGACCUCCCAGGGUAACCUCUACCUUACAUACCUGUCUCUUGCUCUCUCCUAUAGGGCAGUGUUUUACUCUCUCCUCCAGCUCUGCUUCACUCCCACCCUAUCUGAUUGCUAUUUCCUGUCCUAACAUGUCUUGUACCCCACCUCCUAUAGAAUGUAAGAUCGUUUGAGCAGGGCCCUCUUCAACCUAUCGUUCCUGUAAGUUUUCUUGUAAUUGUCCUAUUUAUAGUUAAAUCUCAUAAUAUUGUAAAGCGCUACGGAAUCUGUUGGUGCUAUAUAAAUUGCAAUAAUAAUAAUAAUAACUUACAGCACACAAGCAAUAUAUUUUGUCAGCCAAAAAAAUUUGAAACUUGUAAAUUCCAUCCAGAAAACUUUCACCACAGUUCCUCCUGGGAUAUAAGAUUAUUACUAACCUACUCCUUUUAUAAUGUAAACUCAUUUGAGCAGGGCUCUCAACCCUGACUGUUCCUGUACAUCCAACUCGUCUGGUUACAAAUAUGUGUCAGUUCACCCAUUGUACAGCGCUGCAGAAUUUAUUGUCACUUUAUAAAUAAUAAUAAUAAUUACCACAAAAUACUUAUGGCCGGUGCAAACCCAUGUCACAUGGAGAAUAUGUUUCCCUGAGGGGCCUCCUUUCACUUUGAGAGCAGUCUGGUUUCUCCUUGUUCUCGGAGUAGAGACAGCUUCGAGACUCCCAUGCACCUCAUCACAGAAUUCUGAAAUUCCUGGCAUACAGUGAUAGUCAAGUGAACCGAUCUCUGGUACAGCAGAAUGCAGUCACAGCCCUUUCACCACUAGAAACAAGAUCGCCUUUAUUUUGUGAUUCUAGCAGUUGAGGUGCAAAUAGAAUGACAAUAGUUCAAUUACAAGUGGGCACAUUAUGUGCAUUUGUGAGUGAUUGUAAAUAUAUAUGUAUUGAUGUAUUUCUAUAGCUGUAUGUGGAUGUACGCGUAGCUGUGUCUUUGUGUGAAGGUGUGUGGAAGCAUGCGUUGCUGUGUCUGUGUGUGUGUAUGGAUUAUGCAUAGCUGUGUGUAUGAGUGUUGUGUAAGACUGGCUAGCUCUGUACUGUGAGUGGUUUGCUACAAUCAAAGGAAAAAGAAAGUACACCCUGUUUGAAUUCUAUGGUUUUACAUAUCAGGACAUAAUAACAAUCAUCUGGUCAUAAAAUUAAGUAAAUGCAACCUCAGAUGAACAUUAACACAUGACAUGUUACACAAUGCCAUGAUUUUUUUAACAAAAAGUAAAGACAAAAUGGAGAAGCCAUGUGAGCAAAACUAAGUGCACCAUAUGAUUCAAGAGCUUGUAGAAUCACCUUUAGCAGCAAUAACGUGAAGUAAUCUUUUUCUGUAUGUCUUAUAAGUAUCUCACAUCAUUGUGGAGGAAGUUUGUCCCGUUCUUCUUUAGAAUGUUGCUACAGUUCAUUGAGGUUUGAUGGCAUUUGUCUAUGCACAGCUCUCUUAAGGUCCCACCACAGCAUUUCAAUCAGGUUGAUGUCUGGACUUUGACUGGGCCAUUGCAACACCUUGAUUCUUUUCUUUUUCAACUGUUUUUCAGCCAUGUAGAUUUGCUUGUGUGCUUGGGAUCAUUGUGCUGUUGCAUGACCCAAUUUUGGACAAGCAUUAACUGUUAGAUUGCCUCACAUUUGACUCUAGAAUACUUUGGUAUACAGAGGAGUUCAUGGUUGACUCAAUGUCUGCAAUGUUCCCAGGUCCUGUGGCUGCAAAACAAACCCAAAUAAUCACCCCUCCACCACCGUGCUUGACAGUUGGUAUGAGAUGUUUGUGAUGAUAUGCUAUGUUUGCUUUUUAGAGAGAAGAGGCUUUCUCACUGUAGAAUGAUGGACUUUAAAUUGUUUGGAAAUGGCCUUAUAACCCUUCCUAGUUAGAUGGGCAGCAAUUAUUGCUUCUCUAAAACCAUUGCUGAUGUAGUUCCUCCAUGGCGUUGUGUUAACACACACCUGAUUGCUCCAGACCAGCAAAAUGAUAAAACUUUAGCUUUUAUAGAGGUGGUCACAAUUGCUGAUGGUCACUUAACCAAGGGCAUUUGCUUAGCACAGUGCUCGACAAAUCCCAGGCGCCAGGUUGCCAUGGCGACUUGAAAUUAUGCCCUGGCGCAAAAUUUGAAGCCCUUUAGCUGAAGGCAGGAUGGGUGAACAAUGUGGCCGACCGUUCGGCUCAGUGAGCGUGCAGGCAACCGCUCUGAGGAGCGUGUAGGUGGCCGCCCUGGGGAUCUUGGGCUGCAUGGAGAUGGCCACCAUGGGGAUCGAGCAGACAGCAGGCUGGGGCAGCGUGGGAGGGAGCAGUAAUCUUCCUGUAGCUCCUCUCUGCUAGCUUGCACUGUAUAGUGAUGCCAGGAGCCGGAAUAUGACAUCAUUCUGGCCCCAGCAUCACUACAGAGAGCAGAGAGGAGCCGCAGGUAGAUUACUGCUCCCUCGCACACAGAAUGAGCGAACAGCCCUACUAGACCCCAGGGAAAGUCCACUUAGCUCUCCCAGGUAGGGGGGCUGGCUGGAUUUAAAUGGAAAAUGUCAGUUUAUGUGUGUGUGCAUGUAUGUCAGUGUGUGUGUUUGUGUAUCUCUCUAUGUCAGUGUGUAUCUCUCUCUGUCAGUGUGUGUGUGUGUGUGUGUGUCUCUCUUUCUCUCUCUCAGUGUGUGUUUGUCUUUCUGACAGAGAGAGACACACACACACUGAUAGUGUUUGUGUGUCUCUCUCUGUGUCAGUGUGUGUGUGUGUAUGUGUCUCUGUCAGUGUGUGUGUGUCUCUGUCAGUGUGUGUGUGUGUGUGUCUCUCUGUCAGUGUGUGUAUGUGUGCGUGCCAGUGUUUGUGUGUUAUUAUGUCCUAAUAUGUAAAACCAUAGAAUUUAAAGAGGGUGUAUUUUUUUUUUUCAUGACUGUAUGUAUAUGUAAGAGAGUAGCUAGCUGUGUUCGUGUGUGUGGGGGGGGAGGCGGGGGUUGGGUAUUGAGGUGAAUGACCAGAGCAAGGGCAGACCACAUUGGGCACUCCAGAUGUUGUGGACUACAGUUCCCUUGAUGCUUUGCCAACAUCAUGGCUGUAAGAGCAUUAUUGGAGUAGUCCACAAUAUCUGGAGUGCCGAAGGUUGCCUGCCCUUGUACCAGAAUAUCAAAGUUCUUUAAUCUAGGGCAAAUUUUCAAAUGCAUGUAGCAAAGCAUGUAACAUCUGAUGUAUUUCCCAUUUGCACGGUAUUUCAACCUACAGUUAAAGGAACACUCCACAGUGAUAAUAAAUAAUCAUUGUUUAGUGGAUAAAUCCCAUGCAAGUAUCCGAUAGGGUUAUAUCUUAAAAGAGUUUACAAAAGCUGCAAUUCCUGCAGCCUUUGCAAGUCCUCAUCGCAGAGGUAUAUCAUUGAAAAUACUUCAAAGUUCUACCUCUGUAUGUACUCUCACAUGGCACAGCUUUCUGAAAUCAAUCAUUAUUUAAUGAUAAAUGUGCCGAUUUCUCAUAUAAUGUGUGCCUGUGUGUGUUGUACAUGUAUGGUUUUAUGUACGCAUCUGUGAAUGUGUGAAUGUGUGUGUCUGUGUGUAACUGUGUGCGUGAGUGUGUCUUUAUGUAUAUAUCUGUGAGUGCGUGAAGAUGGGUUUCUUGUAGGUGUUAAGGAGUGUUGCCUUGGAGGGAUCAGUGGUUGGGCCUUGGGAAACAGGCUCAAGUCCGGGUAUAUUUUGACCCUAGCAACACCCCUGGUGAUAGUUCUUCUGUAAAACACUUAUUGUGAUCCUUUGAGAGUUGGGUUUUGUAAAUACAUGUGCUGAACCUUUUUUUCUUGUUCAUAUCAAGUAAUUCAGGAGAGAAGAGAGACUUUCCAUUCAAUAUAUGUACAUACUGUGCCUAUUAUGGAAAUAUCCAUUCACUGACCCUAAAUUAAAAAAUAUCUUCUCCUGUUUUGGGUCACACUGGGUAACGUGAUUAUUAGAUCAGCAUGACAUCAUGGUACAAGCGGCCAAGGAAUACCAACCUUACUGCUCCCUCUUUCAGGGGUCACAGUGCGAGAUGGGCACCAUACAGUAGGUCCAUAUUUUAGCUCCAGCAAUCCAAAACAAGAAUAAAUAAACAUGGCGUUAAUAUUUAUCUAUUAUAAAUCAAAGUUAUACAGCAGAAAAAAAUACAAUUCCUCUCUAUUUCCUCUUGCACUUUCUGAAACAACUCCAGUAAACAAUGGCAGGAUUCAGGCACCCCCAAUCGCAUGUUUCAGGAUUACAGUCCUCCGAUGACUGGAUUCAGGCACCCCCAAUCGCAUGUUUCAGGAUUACAGUACUGGAUUCAGAACUCAGAUUAAGGAACAGCGCACACACAAAAAUACAUUUUUAAAUUAUAUAAGGCUAUUUAAAGUCACAUAACGAACCCAAAAGGGAUCUGGUCUGGAUUCCAACGUUACAUAGUAAAGACAAAAAGGAAUUGGGGGCACAUCCAGAAAAUGCAUUUUGCAGGAAUUGUGCUGCUGUAGUGACCAAAAUGUACACAUAAUACAGUUUACAUUUUAUAAAGCUACUUAAAAUCAUCCCAAGCAAAUAUGGGGAUUCAGGUCUACCAUAUGGCCAUAUUGGGUUAAGCCCACCAAGAUUUCACAGUACCCAAUAUAUGUAAUAUAUAAGUAAAAACAAAUAAACAAACUGUGGAUAAAAUAAGUCCUCACUUAACGCGUUUCGCCAAAGGCUUUCUCAAAAGUGGACCAUUUUUGCGAAUGCCUUUGGUGAAACGCAUUAGUGAGGACUUAUCUUGUCCACAGUUUGUUUAUUUGUUUUUACUUAUAUAGCUGUUGUUUCCAGCUUUUUUUAUUAAAUAAACCUACUAUUUUAUAUAGCCACGCGCGCAUUCAGUCUGUCCAUAGAAAAUCAUAGUGAUAAGCGCAGAAGCGCUUCUAGCGGCUGUCAGUGAGACAGCCACUAGAGGCUGGAUUAACCCUAAUGUAAACAUAGCAGUUUAUUUGAAACUGCUGUGCUUACAGCAGGCAGGGUUAACCCUAGCUGGACCUUGCACCCAGACCACUUAAUUGAGCUGAAGUGGUCUGGGUGCCUAUAGUGGUCCUUUAAGCGCUGAUCACCUCCUGUCUGUUAUCUUUACCCCAAUGACAAGAAUCUGACACCCCUAGUCACAGAAUUUAGGAUUUUAGCAUUCUAAUGACAGGAUUUAAAAAUUCAGCAUCCCAGUGAAAGGAUUCAGAAUUCCAGCAUGCCAAUUACACUUGGAAGGGAAUACAAAGGCAUAGCUAAGAUAUGGGGGAUAAAAACAAAAAAUAUUACCUGCGUUCUGUCCCACAUCCCUAGGCACAUUUAAAUAACAGAUGUUUUUUAAUAACACUCAAAUGGCCAUUACAUGGUACUAAAACCUGUGUUAUUUAACUGUGCAUAGGGAUUGGGGAUAGAGUGUAUGUAUCUUGUUUUGCAUUGGUUCUAUGUAUUUGGCCUGAUUUACACUAUAGCCAUUGCACUUGCCCAAGAGUAGUGUGUAACGAGAAUAUACCCCUACACGCAGGAUCCAGCUAAACAGAAGCCAAUACAGAGGAGAGAUACGUCUACCGGACCUUAGAAUGGCCGGACUCGACGUAUAUGAGAGGAGACAGAGCCAGGAACAAACCGAGGUCAAGGGCACAGAGAGACAGCGUAAACUAGGACAAGCCGGGGUCUGGUACACGGAAAACAGCAAGCCGGCAAACAGUACAGAUAAGGAUAAAGCGAAAACGAAGUCAGAAUACGAAGCCAAAGUCAAUACGAGAGAACACAACUGAACACCACAAGCGCUAAAGGGAACUGAAACAGAAACCACGAUAGGGCAACGAGCUAAGGGAAAAAGGUAAGUUUAAAUAGCUUUUAAACGAAAGUGAUUGGCUCCUGUCACUUCCACACCCCCUAUAGGUAAUUGUAUAGGGAGUGUGGUAUGACAGGAGCCAAUGGGAGCCUUUUGGCAAUUAGGCUCCCACUGUCUCUUUAAGAGCGCGCCCGAGACUCGCGGCGCGCUCUUAGUUUCAGGCGGGACACGUGACCGCUUCACGCGGUCACUGCCCGCCUUCCAUCUAAAGCAGUCGGAUGAGCCGCAGGACCGCGCGCGGCUUGAAGAGAGGACCGCGACCGGCCCCCGGUUAAGGUAAGUAACGCUACAUAGUGGGAGUUUGAAUAAAGCGCUAAGUUUUGUGCGUAACAUAUGGGGGAUGUUUAAAAAAGUCCAGGAUCUAAAUAAGGGAAACCUAGAGAAACAGUAUGUUAGAACCACUUGUAUAGAUUAUGGAAAAGUAUUAAGUGCCUGGAAUUAUCUUGUAUUUACUAAUAAAUCAGAAGAAUCCUAGCAAGGACAUACUCCCCCAAGAGGAAUCCAAUCACAUUACAGGAACAAAAGCAAAACAGGAAAGAAAGACAGGACCAGAAUCUGCAAAUUUAAAGUACAAAAUGGCAGAUAUCGACUCUGACUUCCCUUUCUUUGGGGCAGCCCUCCUUUUGUCAGCUUUCACUCGUUAUCCUGUGCAAGAAGAAAUCUUGUGUAACAGAGUAAAGAUCAUUAAAAAAUAAGAAAUAAGACACUUUCACGUUGAAAUCCGCAUUUCUUUUGGCAAUUAGGCUCCCACUGUCUCUUUAAGAGCGCGCCCGAGACUCGCGGCACGCUCUUAGUUUCAGGCGGGACACGUGACCGCUUCACGCGGUCACUGCCCGCCUUCCAUCUAAAGCAGUCGGAUGAGCCGCGCGCGGCUCGUGCAGCCGCAGGACCGCACGCGGCUUGAAGAGAGGACCGCGACCGGCCCCCGGUUAAGGUAAGUAACGCUACAGUACCCCCCCCUGAGGACACGCCCUCCGGGCGGGUAGGACCAGGCCUGGCAGGAAAACGAGAAUGGAAAGAGCGCACAAGACGGGGAGCAUGAACAGCAUCAGCCGAAAUCCAACUGUGCUCCUCAGGCCCAUAACCCUUCCAAUGUACCAAGUACUGAAGUCGACCCCUAAGGAAACGAGAGUCAAGAACAGCAGACACUUCAAACUCCUCAUGACCCUCCACCGAGAUAGGAGGGGGAGGAGGAGUAUGCCGGGUAUAGCGGUUGCGUACGUAAGGUUUCAACAAUGAGGUGUGAAAGACAUUAGGAAUACGUAGAUUCUUAGGCAGGCCUAAGGCAUAAGAAACAGGAUUAACCUUAUGUAUAAUACGAUAAGGUCCAAUGAAGCGGGGAGCCAACUUCAUAGAAGGCACCCGGAGACGAAUAUUCCGCGUGGAAAGCAAAACCCUGUCCCCCACAACAUAGGACGGAGCUGCUCUGCGAUGCUUGUCAGCCUGAGCCUUCUGGCGAGUAGCAGAGUCCACCAAAGAACGCUGAACCUGCUCCCAAGUAUUACGCAAACCAGCCAAAUGCUCAUCCAGAACUGGCAUGCCCUGUGAGGAGAAUGCAGCCGGAAGAACAACGGGAUGCUGGCCAUAGACAACGUAAAAAGGGCUCUUGCCGGAAGAAUCAUGAGUGGCGUUAUUCCGAGCAAAUUCAGCCCAAGGAAGCAGGUCAGACCAAUUGUCCUGAUGGUGAGACACAAAACAACGGAGGUAUUGCUCCAGAGACUGGUUGGCACGUUCAGCAGCCCCAUUAGACUGGGGAUGAUAAGCGGAAGAAAAUGAGAGAGAAAUACCCAUUUCUGAACAAAAGGCCCUCCAGAACCUGGAAAUAAAUUGGCUACCCCUAUCGGAUACAAUAGAUACGGGAAUACCAUGUAAUCGAAAUACUUCUCUAGCGAAGAUAUGAGCCAGUUCCUUGGAUGUGGGCAACUUGUGAAGAGACACGAAGUGAGCCAUCUUGGAAAACCGAUCCACUAUCAUCAGGAUUACUGUGUUACCAUUUGAAGGGGGUAAUUCAACAAUAAAAUCCAUGGACAGGUUAGACCAAGGUCUCUCGGGAACGGGUAACGGAUGCAACAGCCCACAAGGAACUCUACGGGAGGAUUUCAUACAGGCACAAGUAGUACAAGCACUUAUAUAGUCAGUGACAUCCUUUCGUAAGGAAUCCCACCAAAAAUACCGAGAAACAGCUGACACCGUUUUGGAAAUACCAGGAUGUCCAGCAGUCUUAGUAUCAUGAUAUAAUGACAUAAUAUCCCGUCUCUCAGGAACAUCAACGAACAGUUUAUCAUUAGGCCUCUCGCUAGGUGCCAUGCUUUGUUUCGCUUGUAUGGCCUGCAAGAGGGACGAGGAAAUAGACAAAAUAGUAGUAGCUAUUAUCCUGUCUGGGGGAAUGACAGGAGUAACAUCAAUCUCCUGUUUGUCAGUAGUUUCGAACUGUCUGGACAGAGCGUCUGCUUUAGUGUUGCGAUCACCUGGCCUAUAGGUGAUAAUAAAAUUGAAACGGGACAAAAAUAGUGACCACCUAGCCUGCCUGGAAGACAAUCUUUUGGCUUCGCUAAGGUAGGAUAGGUUCUUGUGAUCCGUAAAAAUGAGGAUAGGAUCCUUAGUUCCUUCUAACAAAUGUCUCCACUCUUUAAGUGCUAAAAUAAUAGCAAGGAGUUCGCGAUUACCCACAUCAUAAUUUUUCUCUGCUUUGGACAUUUGUUUAGAAAAGAAGCCGCAUGGAUGCAAUGGCUUUUCAGGCGACUCUCUUUGGGAUAAGACAGCACCUACCCCAAUAUCCGAAGCAUCAACUUCAAGAAUAUAGGGCAGUGAGGGGACAGGAUGCUGUAAAAUAGGUGCAGAGGCGAACGUAGUUUUAAGAAAUUCAAAAGCCUGAAGUGCCUCGGUAGACCAAACACGAGUAUUGCCAUCCUUUUUAGUCAUACGGGUAAUAGGUGCUACAAUGGACGAGAAACCUUUGAUAAAACGUCUAUAAUAAUUGGAGAACCCAAGAAAACGCUGAAUAGCUUUCAGACCUUGCGGUAGAGGCCAUUCUAUUACAGCAGCAAGCUUCUGGGGAUCCAUACGAAAACCUUUAGCGGAAAUCAAAUACCCCAAGAACUGGACUUCGGUUUGGUCAAACAGACAUUUUUCUAGCUUGCAAUAAAGACCAUUAGCAAGAAGGGUCUUCAAAACUGUCGUAACAUGUCUGUGAUGAGUGUGUAUAUCUGUAGAAUAUAUUAAAAUGUCGUCCAAGUAUACGAUAACAAAUGUGUGAAUAAAAUCUCUUAAGACAUCAUUAAUAAAUUCUUGGAAUACUGCUGGGGCAUUGCAAAGCCCAAAUGGCAUAACAGUAUAUUCGUAAUGACCGGAUCUAGUGUUGAAUGCAGUCUUCCAUUCGUGAUUUUCCUUUAUACGUAUCAAAUUGUAUGCACUCCUAAGGUCUAAUUUAGUGAACACAGUGGCAUGUUUCAGCCUGUCAAAUAAUUCUGUAAUUAAAGGUAUAGGGUAUGCAUUUUUGAUAGUGAUUUUGUUUAGACCUCUAUAAUCUAUACACGGUCUUAAAUCACCUUCUUUCUUCGAUACAAAGAAGAACCCUGCUCCAGCUGGAGAAGAGGAUCUCCUAAUAAACCCCUUUUCUAGUGAUUCCUUAAUAUACUCCUCCAUGACACGGUUUUCUUGAACCGAUAAGGGGUACACCCUGCCCUUUGGAGGUAUAGUGCCAGGCAACAAGUCAAUAGCACAAUCAUAGGGUCUGUGAGGCGGUAAUUUCUCAGCCUCCCUUUUAUCGAAAACAGUCUUUAGAGAUAAAUACUGAGGGGGUAUAGCCGUAGACAAAGGAGGACUGGUAGGUACCUUAAUAGAAUUCAAAGGUGUGACUUCAAACGUACAAGACUCGUGGCAGGCCUCACUCCAUGAUUUUAUUUGCCCUGUCUCCCAGUCAAAAAUGGGAUUGUGAGCACGUAACCAUGGAUACCCUAAUACUAACUGUGAAGAGGGAGAGGUGAUGACCUGGAAUCGAAUGGUUUCAUAGUGUAAAACCCCUGUGUACAUGUGUAAUGGUACAGUCUCAUGAGUAACAACUGGAGAACUUAAUGGUCUACCAUCUAUGGCCUCAACGGCCAAGGGUAUCUCCUUCUCUCUGAUGGGAAUGUUGUUUCUCUUUAUAAAGCCAGAGUCUAUAAAAUUUUCAGCUGCCCCAGAGUCAACCAGAGCAUAUAUGUUGUCAACUAUACAAAUCUCUCCCAUAUAUAAAGAAACCGGGAGAAGCAAGCGGUUAGGAGGCAAUUUAGGAGACUUAGAUAUCACACCCAAGGCCAGUCCCCUAUAAGGUCUUAGGUGCGAGAGUUUUCCGGGAGUAAAGGACAUUCCUUUACCAUAUGGUCUCUCCUACCACAGUAUAGGCAGAGUCCCUCCCUUCUCCUAUGUAAUUUCUCAGUAUCAGAGAGUUUGGCAACCCCUAAUUGCAUAGGUUCCUCCUCAGACACUUUAACACUCUCUGGUAUAUUAACUCUGGGGUUAAUGGGUGUAACAAAACGUCUAUUCCUGUUCUUGGUAUAGAGCCUGUCACGAAUUCUAUUAUCUAUAUCAAUGAGGUAAUCAAUAAGGUCCUCUAAGGCAAUAGGAAGCUCCUUAGCUGCUACCUCAUCCAAUAUCGUAUCUGACAAACCUUCCAUGAAGGCAGUAGUUAACCCAUUGUUGGUCCAAUCUACCUGCGAAGCAAGAGUGCGAAACUGAAUAGCAUAAUCAGCCACAGACCUAGAACCCUGUUUAAUUCUCAUUAAUGCUCUCGCGGCAUUCUUUGACCUUUUCAUUGUGUCAAAAGUUCUACGAAAAGCCGUAAGAAAACUGUUGAAAUCAUGUACCAUAGGUCCAUUAGCUUCCCAAAUAGGAUUUGCCCACUCAAGUGCCUUAUCGGUAAGUUGGUGCAUAAAGAACCCAACCUUAGACCUCUCUGUGGGAAAUGAACGUGGAUACAUUUCGAAGUGGAAUUCAAUUUGAUUAAUAAACCCUCUGCAAGUCUUAGAGUCCCCUCCAUACCUAGGAGGAGGUGUUAAAUGGGCCGAAGUAUUAGGCAAAGUAGAUACUUCAGGGAGAAGGGGCGUAGGAGGGUUAGGUGUGGUUGCUGGAACGGUUCUAGCUAGGAGCGUCUGGAGAGCCUGGGCUAUCUGAUCCAUACGGUGAUCCUGCUCUACAAAUCUUGCCUCAUGGGACGCCAUCUGUUGAGCUAAAUCUGCGGGGUCCAUGGCCCUAUCGUAAUGUAACGAGAAUAUACCCCUACACGCAGGAUCCAGCUAAACAGAAGCCAAUACAGAGGAGAGAUACGUCUACCGGACCUUAGAAUGGCCGGACUCGACGUAUAUGAGAGGAGACAGAGCCAGGAACAAACCGAGGUCAAGGGCACAGAGAGACAGCGUAAACUAGGACAAGCCGGGGUCUGGUACACGGAAAACAGCAAGCCGGCAAACAGUACAGAUAAGGAUAAAGCGAAAACGAAGUCAGAAUACGAAGCCAAAGUCAAUACGAGAAAACACAACUGAACACCACAAGCGCUAAAGGGAACUGAAACAGAAACCACGAUAGGGCAACGAGCUAAGGGAAAAAGGUAAGUUUAAAUAGCUUUUAAACGAAAGUGAUUGGCUCCUGUCACUUCCACACCCCCAAAAGGUAAUUGUAUAGGGAGUGUGGUAUGACAGGAGCCAAUGGGAGCCUUUUGGCAAUUAGGCUCCCACUGUCUCUUUAAGAGCGCGCCCGAGACUCGCGGCGCGCUCUUAGUUUCAGGCGGGACACGUGACCGCUUCACGCGGUCACUGCCCGCCUUCCAUCUAAAGCAGUCGGAUGAGCCGCAGGACCGCGCGCGGCUUGAAGAGAGGACCGCGACCGGCCCCCGGUUAAGGUAAGUAACGCUACAUAGUGGGAGUUUGAAUAAAGCGCUAAGUUUUGUGCGUAACAUAUGGGGGAUGUUUAAAAAAGUCCAGGAUCUAAAUAAGGGAAACCUAGAGAAACAGUAUGUUAGAACCACUUGUAUAGAUUAUGGAAAAGUAUUAAGUGCCUGGAAUUAUCUUGUAUUUACUAAUAAAUCAGAAGAAUCCUAGCAAGGACAUACUCCCCCAAGAGGAAUCCAAUCACAUUACAGGAACAAAAGCAAAACAGGAAAGAAAGACAGGACCAGAAUCUGCAAAUUUAAAGUACAAAAUGGCAGAUAUCGACUCUGACUUCCCUUUCUUUGGGGCAGCCCUCCUUUUGUCAGCUUUCACUCGUUAUCCUGUGCAAGAAGAAAUCUUGUGUAACAGAGUAAAGAUCAUUAAAAAAUAAGAAAUAAGACACUUUCACGUUGAAAUCCGCAUUUCUCAAUGUUAUUUAAUUAUGUGCAUAUGGGUUAAGGGGCGUGAAUGAUUGCAAAACCUUAUUAACGACAAAUAUAUAUUAAUAACGGCAAAUAAAAUGUUAUUGCAUUUUCUUUGUUACUAUUUAUCAAUUCCCACGAGGUAGUUGGACAGAAUAACUUGUUGAAUCCAUUUUCUGUUAGAAGUGUAAUAAACAGAUUUGGGUUAAUAUAUAUAUAUUUAUUAUUUUUUAUUUUUUUUUAUUCAGAUUUUCAUGUUUGCAUUUUCACUGAAUGCAUGCUGCAUAUGUUACAUUAUGCAUGUGUGUUGCAAUGUUGCAAUAUGCAUCUGUGAUUACCUGCAUUUACAUUGACUUUACAUAUUGCAAGAUAUUCUUUCUGCCUUGGCAGUGUUUCUCCAAAAACCACGGCUGCUAUCUGCUGUCUACCAUCCAUUUAUUUUUUUGCUGUCAUUCUUAGAAUUUAAUGAUUAGACGCUUUAAAUAGAUGUAGACACAUAAAAAUAUACAUCAAACCAUUGGUGAGCCUUUGUAAAUGUGUCAAACAAAACCCCCUUUUCUUUUUGUCCUUAUAAGACGGCGUGUAUCCUAGAUACCACAGUCUGCAAACACCUGAUUGGCUGAUGAAAAAGCCAAUAUCUCAGCAACUACUGCUGUUACAGAAUGCAAGGCUUUUCUCGUAAGGGGAAUUAAAUGCCUCCAUCAUCCUGCUAAGGCUAUAAAGCAUCUAUGGAUUGCUGAUUCCUUGCUGCAUAGCUCUUAAGGGAUAUAAAUCUCUGGUGUUAUCUGCUGAUCCUAGGAAUAAAAGGUAAUGGUCGUGGCACAUGUGCAGUGCCUCGGUGAAGACUAUGCAAAGCAGAUAGCUUUCUCUUUCUGACAGCUGCAGGACAACUCUAUUGUGUGCAGAUUGUGCAGCUAAAGAGAUCAUUCAGCGUUUUCUCACGGAGACCUGCUUGCUCAGGCCAAGACAUGGCUAAGGGAUCGGAUCGAGCCAAGCAAAAAUUGAGCACGCUUCAUACUAUCCUCCGAUGCAACAUGAAUCCUGAGACCCAACGUGUGGUUGUCUUUGUCAUUUUGCUGUUUCUCAUCUUUAUCAACGUUGUACUGAUGUUCCUCCUGGCAUUUUCCUGAUCCUGAGGCGCCUUGGAAUGUGUGUCCGGAACUGGGCUCCGGAAAAGCAGGACAGGCUGUGCCAUCGUUCAGUUCGAGGUUUUGCCUCUGGCCACCUUGUGACAAUGUGUCUGGCCCCAAAAUAUUGCAGCCUCCACUUGUGCCUUGCAGACUUGCCAUUCCAAACACGGACAGACUUUAUUACAUAACAACUGUGGAUCUCCUCGUCUCCUGCACAACCUUAUUUUCUUACAUUUAUGUUGUGUUUUUUAAGAUUACUAAUAUUAUUUUAAAAAAAAAUGUGAUGAGGAAUUGGAAAAACACAACUGAAGAUCCUUGGAAACACUGUCUUAUAAUUGUUUUGCCUCGGAAUUUAGAACCAUUGCUGUGAACAUUGUGGCUGUGGAUUGUGGAAUCUCAGUCACAUUCAGUCUUCAGGUAUUCUGUGUGUAUGAAGAACAGUGAUCCAUUCUCUCACCAAGAGCUGAAUUACUCACUCCAUGGCUUUAAUUUUAAUCUCUCUGUGUCUUUGUUUAUGUAUCGUAAUCUCAUACAUAAAAUGCUAUAGUUACUGUGAAAGCACCUUUUUAAAAUGUUUCAUUUUUCAUUUUUUUAUUUAUUUUUUGUUUACGUUCUUAAUAUUCACAGUUUUUGUGGUUAUUACGUGCCUCAUACCCAAUGCAUUUGACAUCCCAUCCAUUAUUGUUGUUUCCAGAUGUGUUGCUGUGGCCCAUAGCUGUUGUACAAAAUGCACAUCUGCAUGGAUUUUGUUUCGUGCAGUAAAAUGCAGCUUGGUAGAACCUUGUCGAGGCUUCCUGAAGCUACCACUGAUCUCGUGAUCACUGGGCAGUUAUCCCAUACAACGUUAGUAUUCAGAGACAAAAUAAAAAAUCCCAAUGGUAAAUUACAAGCAAAAGAGAAAAAGUCUUAUCUCAGCGGGAAAAGGAACAUUUUAAUGUUGCCAGGCUUAUUUAUUAGACAUGAGAUGAGGCCCAGCUGUCUGCUUUAAGGAUGAUAAAUUAAUAUAGUCCAUGGGGAUACGCAUAUAUCAGCGUAGCUGUCCCUCAGUUAAUGCUUGGAUGGGCAUUAUAUCCUGUAGCUAUUACGUUGCAUGUAUUAUCAAUUUAUUUUUUUAUUCUCUGGCAGUUGGAAUUUUAGGAACGACUGCAUGGCCCUUUUUGGUUAUGAUGCACCCCAGCAAACACAAAGCCUGAUAUUUCUUAUUUGAUACCUUAUGCAGUAUGAACUGAUGAAAGAUAAAUGUGUAUAUUAUUAACCGUUUGAGUCCCUUGUGGAGUGAACAAAGCAUUGCAGUCCAAAGCAAUGCAGUGCUCCUCCAGCUGCCUUUCGAAGAGUUAAACAUUUGUGAUGCAAAUUCUUCCAAAGCAACAGCUUUAACCCCGCAAGUGCCAUUGAGGAGAGCAGUACAUUGCGUUGCGAGGCUUUGUACAGCCUUUGGGUACUCAAAAGGUGAGCACCAGAACUGCCUUGACACAUGGGAUUAUAUGUAAUGUGCACAAGUGGGGAGAGUUUCACAGAUAAAUUACCCAGAGUAAAAAAAUAUUAAAAAAUAUAUAUAUAUAAAGCUCAAAAGUAUUGGUUACAUUUUUAGCAGAGACCUGUUUAUAUCCAUGAAUUUAUACUUAUUAGCGCUUUAAUAAAAAAUUAAAUAAAAAAAAACCUCUCAUUUGCACAAUAUUUAAAGAGACAACUGAGUUUUAACCCUUUGAGUUCUCAGAAUACAAAUAAAAAUGUUUUAAACGAACAAAAAAAGCCCUUUUGAGUGCUAAAAUAAAGACCCUAAUGCCAAGCCAAGUUAAGCCCCUGGUGUUUAAAUCAGCUGAUUCCUGUAUCAAUGAUACUUUUACUCCAACACUUAAAAACACACUACUAAUCCAGAGAGAUACAACAAAUACCUUUGGCACUUAAUAGAUCCGCAUUAAUAUUUAAUGAUACAGUGAAAAUCUUCCCUUAUAGCGAGAUCAUUUCCUGGUUGGCUGCCAAACAACGGUCAGUAUGGAGACCACAUGUGUAUCUGUUUUAUAUGAACCAGUCACUGCUUAUGUUCUAAACCUGAUUUAUUUGUGCCAAAAACAAAAUCUAUCACUUUGUUGAUCAUUGUGUAUUGUUUGUGUUUUAUUUACGCCUUGGUUUGUUUGCUUAAAUUCUCAAUAUGCACUUUCCAGAAAUAAAUUUUUUUGUAUACACUAAAAUCAUGUUUUAUUAAGGUGUGCAAACUGUUCAGACAAUGGAUGAAAAAAAGAAAAGAAACCAAUAACGAGCUUCUAACCUGUCUCUUGGGCACAGAUCAUAAUGUAUUGUCUGCAAUUAGUGAUGUCCCGAACGGUUCGCCGAACGGUUCGCCACGGACGGCGAACAUAUGCGCUGUUCGGUCUGCCCCCUAUGUCAUCAUUGAGUAAACUUUGACCCUGUACCUCACAGUCAGCAGACACAUUCCAGCCAAUCAGCAGCAGACCCUCCCUCCCAGACACUCCCACCUACUGGACAGCUCACUAAGAAUGCAGCUUCACAAUGAAUGUAAAAUGGAUACUGUCCAGGAGGUGAGAGGGUCUGGGAGGGAGGGUCUGCUGCUGAUUGGCUGGAAUGUGUCUGCUGACUGUGAGGUACAGGGUCAAAGUUUACUCAAUGAUGACAUAGGGGGCGGACCGAACAGUGCAUAUGCUCGCCGUCCGCGGUGAACCGUUCGGGACAUCACUAUCUGCAAUUCAAAGUGAAUUUAAAAAUGUAGCUGAACUAAAAACCGAUUCACCAAUUUUGUCCUGAAAUUGGAAAUUCACUUUGAAUUCUUAAUAGUUUGCCCUUGCUUGACUAGCAAAUACAAUUCUCAUUAAACUUCUGAUAGUUCUGUGUAGAUCCACACAAAUUGCAGUCUCCCUAGCUACAGUUACUUUAAAGGGACACUCAAGACUCCUGAAACACUUCAGUUUGCUGAAGUGCUUUAUGUAUGAAGAGUGUUUCCUCUUUAAAAUUUUACAUAAAGUGCAGAUUUCAAUAGAAAUUAACACGUCUAAUAAUUAACCUGGGUACACCCCCUGGCUUUCAAGCAGAUAACAGGUCCUUUUUGUUUCCUGGUUUGGUUUGGUUUGCUCGGUGGAGCAAUUGCCCAGAGCACCUGCUUUGCACAGAUUUCUCACUGAGCUGCAUUGGGAAUUCUGUGAUUGAAUAGCGACAGAAAGUCGUGGAAUUUCUCUAGCAGAAAUGGUGGAAUUUCUCUAGCUAAAAGAAAAAAAUAAUGAUUUAUGAUUUUGAGGUAUAAAAUAUUAUUUCUUCAUGAUACACAUUAAAUAAAUAAAAUAAAUGAGCAGCCUGGUGAAUGGUACCUGCUGUUAUAGUGGUGCCGGUUACUAUGUGGCUGGGGUGCUGGGCACAGGCCUGCAACGGAGGCCUAUAACUCUGAAGUAAGGCAGGCACCACAUCAAACAUUGGGUGUCUGUCUUACAUUAGUGUGCAGGGGAGAGCUGGAGAACCAUGUCCAUGUCUGCCAUUAGUGUGCAGGGGAGAGCUGGAGAACCAUGUCUGUGUCUGCCAUUGGUGUGCAGGGGAGAGCUGAAAAACCAUGUCCGUGUCUGCUAUUAGUGUGCAGGGGAGAGCUGGAGAACCAUGUCCGUGUCUGCUAUUAGUGUGCAGGGGAGAGCUGGAGAACCAUGUCCGUGUCUGCUAUUAGUGUGCAGGGGAGAGCUGGAGAACCAUGUCCGUGUCUGCCAUUAGUGUACAGGGAAGAGCUGAAGUACCACGUCCGUGUCUGCCAUUAGUGUGCAGGGAAGUGCUGAAGUAUCAUGUCCGUGUUUGCCAUUAGUGUGCAGGGGAGAGCUGGAGAACCAUGUCUGUGUCUGCCAUUGGUGUGCAGGGGAGAGCUGGAGGGAGAGCUGGAGAACCAUGUCUGUGUCUGCCAUUAGUGUGCAGGGGAGAGCUGGAGAACCAUGUCCGUGUCUGCCAUUAGUGUGCAGGGGAGAGCUGAAGAACCAUGUCUGUGUCUGCCUGAAUUACAAAGGGAGAGAGCAAGCCAGCAGGGGGGAAUCCUAGUGCCGGCUGACCAAGCUCACAGUCCCAGUAAUGGCAGCAGACAUGGCUGUAACAUGAGGUUUCUGCCACCAAUAUGUCUCUCUUUGCUUUCCCCAGCCGACUCCAGGGUCCUGGGGUGGAGGGAGCUGGAAAGGAGCUAAAGCUGUGCUGGGGGUGAAAGGAGCAGUGGAGCUGUGUUGGAGUUCUGGGAGUAGAAGGUGCUGAAAGGGAAGGACCUGUGCUAGGUUCCUGGGGGAAAGGAGCUUGGAGGGAACAAGCUGGAGCUUUUCUGGGAUCCUGGGGAGUGAGCUGGAGCUGUGCUUGGUUCCUGGGGGGAAGGAGCUUGUAGGGAACGAGAUGGAGCUUUUCUAGGAUCCUGCGGGGAAUUAGCUGGAGCUGUGUUUGGUUCUGGGGGGGAAGGAGCUGGGGCUGUGCUGGGUUCCUGGGGGAAAGGAGCUUGUAGGGAACGAGAUGGAGCUUUUCUGGGAUCCUGCGGGGAAUGAGCUCGAGCUGUGCUUGGUUCCUGGGGGGAAGGAGCUGGGGCUGUGUUGGGAUUCUGGGGGGAAGGAGCUUGGAGGGAAUGAGCUGGAGCUUUUCUGGGAUCCUGUGGGGAAUGAGCUGGAGCUGUGUUGGGUUCAGGGGGGGAAGGAGCUUGGAGUGAAUGAGCUGGAGCUGUGCUGGGUUCCUGGGGGAAAGGAGCUUGGAGGGAAUGAGAUGGAGCUUUUCUGUGAUCCUGCGGGGGAAUGAGCUCGAGCUGUGCUUGGUUCCUGGGGGGAAGAGUUGGGGAGCUUGGAGCAGACAUAAACGUUUAGGCAUAUAAAUACAUCAGGCUAAGUGGAGUUCUAAAGCCACCCCCUGGUGCAAACCACCAAUCAGAGCCCAGGAGGCAGGCUAGUAGUCUGGCCUAUCUUGUAAGGGUUAUUUUUGUCCUGCCUAGUAAAUAAUAGUGGCUGUGACGGUGAAGUAGAACACUUCCCAUAGAGUGUAAUCAGAUUUUUGGGAUGUUGCCCAACAAUCUGAUAUGGCUUCUUUUUUUACUGUACCUAGCAACCGCAGAGGGGAAAAACAAGGAGUACUGCAGUACUAAUAUUUAAAGGGACAGAACUCAUUUUAUCACACAGACACAUAUUCAAGGUUUAAGUUUACACAAAACAAUGAAAACCCAACCGAAAAAAAGAAUUAUGAAGUUUAUUUAUUUUAUUUUGAAAAAAAAAAUUUGUUAUCGCAAGAAAUACUGAUGAGGAGCUGCCCCUAUCGACGAACCUCCGCUGACACCGCCAAUGAAACAAUGCAUAAUUAAAUUAAUACAUGUUAACAGUAGGGGAAUAUCUACUAAACAGAUUUUUUUUUUUUUUUUUUUUUUUUAUAAUAUCUAUUAUUCUUCUUCAAGUUGAGUCUUUAUGUGGAGAAGUCUUUUUGUUUCUUGAUUCUUUAUUUAUACUUGAGCAGUAGACAAUGCAGUAUACAAUAACCGUGGAUAGAGCAUGUGCAUAUCAACAUUUGGUGACAUUAUGAUAUUAGCUACAGAGGGUUGAGUAAUAACAGUGCAGUUACACAGGAUACAGGAAAAAUACAAAUCUGUUUGUAGAGUAAAGGGAAAAAAAAAACACAAAAUGUAUUGUAAAUACAUUCAAGUCAGUGAUAUUGCAUUUGAACUUGUAUGCAUUUGUUGCGAGGCUAUGCCGCUAGACCCUUCUGCUGAAUACAUGGUGGUUGUCUUAGUGUGUCAUAUUUAGGAGAUCCACUCCUCAAUUAAUUUUUGUUCCAUUCUGGGGUUAUGCCCAUCCGGACUUUAGGAGAGUGAGACAGAAGAAAAAGAGAGGAACAGAUGAUAGAAUGAGAAAUUAUGAAGAAGAAGAGAAAAUCAUAAGAAAGAAAGGGGUUCCCCACGAAAAAGAGGUAAGGGAUAGCACCCAGGCAUCCCCCACCCAGGUACAGUCGGACCUAUUUAGCUAGUCUAAGUUGACACGUUGAGGAAAGACUCCCAUGGCUCCCAUACCUUGGUGAAUGUUUUUAAGCGUCCCUUACUUGGGCAGUCAACUUGUCCAUUAAAUAAGAAUCUUUAAGUUUUAAUAGCACCAUGUCAACGGAUGGUAACUCAGACUUGGGCCAAGUUUGACCUAUUUUCCUUCCUUCUAGCCAGGGAAAUUUUUUUGAUCAGUUUAUGAUUUGAUGUUGUCCAUCCAUCGAGUGGUCUAGAUAGUAAGAAUACCCAUGGGCCAGCUAUCGUUUGUUAUUAAUUUGUUAAUUUUCCCCCAGAGUGUUUGGACCCAGGGGCAUUCCCACCACAUACCGGUAUGUCCGUACGUGCCUCUAUAUCCGCAUAGUCUCCAGCAUUGGUCAGUCUGGGUUUUAUGCAUGUGAUAGAGCUUGACCGGGGUGGUAUACCACCCGAACAUCAUUUUAUACGAUUGUUCUUUCAUCGUAACACAUAUUGAAGUUUGUCCUUUGACCUCCAAGAAAAGUCCUGCCUUUUUUACAUUGAAUUUAAUUCAGUGGUUAUGGUGAAGAAUAAAUAAUGUAAAAUAAAUCUCCUUGGUUGACAUAAUCCAUUAAUCUCAGGUAUUAUACACAUUGUAGGGUAUUCUGCAGUAUGUGGGUUGGCCAUAUCCUCCCUUCAACAAACAAUGCUUAAAACAUUCAUAAAACACUUCACGAAGGGCAAAUGUAAUAUUAAGACAUUCCUGUAACACGUUUCCACGAGUCUUGUGGCAACAGGAAAGCGUGGACUUCCCAGUAAAUAGUUUUUUUUUUUUUAAAUAUGUAUUUUUAGGGGGAGGGUAAGGGAUAAAAGCAUUUCUGUAAGCUCUCUCGGAUCUCCUUUAGUUUAUUUUCUAUAACUAGCCUCUUCCAGUAGUGUGCUGCUUACAGACCUCAGAGUGGAAACCUCUCUGUGAAUUGUGUAAAGUAUUCAAAAGCUUUUCAGAAUACAUACAUUGAUUGUUUGUACCCUAUUGGCCUUGGUGUAUCCUCCAUCCUCUAAUGUUUUUUCCACAUGCACCUAUCCCCUUUUUCUAUUUGGUCAUCUUUUUUUGUGAAAUUCCUUCUAGUAUAUGUAGUGUUCAGGGUUUACGGACCUCCCUAUGUCCUUUCACCUACGGCACCGGCUUCUGGUCUGCACCUUUGUCGGGUGCAGGCUUGGCAUAUCCUUCUAGCUCAGUGGAGGUUGAUCCAUAGAGGCAGGUGGCGUGGCAGCCUCAAAAAUAUAUAUAAAUCAAAUAUAUGGGCACUGUAAGGACAACUGAUAAGUCUGUGUUAGAAAAAAAACAUGUGUCUGUCAUGAUUUGAUCUGCAGUUUACAUGCACCUCUUUAUUGAUGACUGAAGAUGCAGCUGGUUAUGGACAGGGCAUUGGAUCUCAUGGGGAUAAAUGGGUAGAAGCCAAAAAGACAGGAGGUACAACACCCAACGAUUUCUUAACUUCACCAGCCACCACUGCUCUCAAGUGCAUUUGAACUAUCACCAAUAGUAUCAUAGUGUUGACAUGGUAACCUGUGACAACGCUCUGACACUAUCAGAUACCCACGAAUAAAUGUUUUUAAACAUUAGAACCAGGACAUUGCUAGGCUUUACGAACAGCUGGGGCUUGAGUCUGAAAGACAAUUUGUUGACCCCUACACCAAGAGAGAGGUGGGCAUAUGUCUACAUUAUGUCCCUUCCUCUGUAUCAAUGAACAACAUGCGGCUAAUGCUAAAGGAUCUCAACGAAGGCUUAGCCAGUACAUGCACAUGGUGCACAGCCAUGUAUUCAGUGAGAUCUUGACACACUACCUAACUAAUAGCAUGGUGUGCAGCAGAGUUCCGUUAACCAGUACCCCCUAUUAGCAGUCUAUGAGGGGGGGCACUACUUAUUUCCCCUAAGCAGUUUGGUGAUGCUCUGUACUACUGAUGUUUCUUUUCAUUACAGAUGUAGCUGUCUAAUGUAAAGUGGAAAAUAUAUAUUUUUAAAAACGCUAAUAUCCUCCAGCCCCUCCACCAGCUGUAGAGAUACAGGGCUAAAGAGCCCCACAUCUUGGGCGUCACCCACAAACUUCUCGUCCCCCUCUAUGAUUAGAAUAUAUUUAAUGCCAUAAGAAUAGCUAAAUUCACAAGCUAACAGAAAGCAAUAUUUUUGGAUUGCCCACAAGUUUUAUAAAGUCAUGUACUUUAUACAGCACUAUAGGGUAUACAGCAGUGCAUAGAAUGAAGAAUAAAACACACUAUAAAUUGUCACAUUUUAAUUCAAAGGAUUGCAAUGUUUUUUGUUGUGUUCUUCUGCUCCGUAUUAUAUGGUUAUAUUAUAUAAUACAUAUAUAUAUAUAAAACAAAAAUAAUAAUGCACUCCACCUUCCUUGAUGUACUUGCCCGGUGCUUAUCAGCAAACAGAUACAGCCAAAAGUACAAGAUAGCACUCCAGGGACUUCCAAGUUGAAUGAAUAAAACUUAGCUUUUAUUAGCUCAAAAUAAAAAUCAACGUUUCAGUCUGUAUCACAGACUUUCAUCAGAAUAAAAGCUAAGUUUUAUUCAAUCAAUUUCAUGCAAGAUUUGCAAAGUAGCUCUUGACGUGUGAAAUCCUGGGUACUGAAACCUACCAGGGGGUUCCAAUGCUGUGUAAUUUUUUUAGUCUUUCAAUGUUCUGAAAUUUUACAGUGUGAAAUAGCCUAACCACCAAAGCAAAACAAUACUAGUCUUUUCUUAUCUGAAAAAGCUCUUACUAAUGGAUAUAUGUAUGUAAAAUAUCACAUUCCUCGAUUUAGCUUUACACUUUCUGGAUACGUGUAUGCAGGAAAGAGAGGAGUCGUUCUGGGAGCAGUUUAUGCAAUGCAAUGCACCAUAUUCUGAGACAUUCUUGGGCAAAAUCCUAGACAUAAGGAUGUGAAAUGCUCAAAGUCCAUUUACUUCCCACCUCCUGCUGAUGAAUGUUCAAGAGCCUAAAUGUUCCAUGUAUGGCUUUGGAUAUUAUAAAAUUAUUUUGCAUAUACUGGAAGUUCGUAUUUUUACAGUAAGUAUUGUUGAAGAUGCCCAUUAAUUUAUUGUUAUUAACUAACCUGGAAAUUAACGAACUAUUCAGCUGGAAGUUGGUUUAUCAAUAUGCGCACAUUAUACUGACAUGCAGAGUGCCUGCCAGUUGGACAUGGUUCAAACCUGCCUCGAUUGGAUGACUCUAUAUUAAAAGCUAGCAAACAUAUAUUAAGACGUUUAGAACUUGCUCUAGCUCUGCUUGCGAGACUGAAUAACCCCAAACAUGUAUUUUAACCUACCAUCUUUAUUUUUUUUUGUUACUCAGCACAGUAUGCUGCAGCCGAUAUACACAAGGUAUACAUUAUUUGUGUGCUGUCAGUGUGUUUUGUUUUAUUUUUUUACAGACAUAUAUGGAAAUACAUAGAGCAUGGAUUAGAAUAGGCAAAAAAAAGCAGUAGUAAAAAUGAAAGAUGACAUAUUGGGGAGUUUGGGCACAGCCAAGGAAGGUAGCUGUAUUUUUUUUAUAAACUCCUGAGCACAAGAUCUUAUCUGUAGCUAUCCAACUCUUUCCUGGACACAAAGUAUCAUAAGUCAAAUAUUUAUUACCCUUCUCGGCUUCCCUGCUGCAAUUAUCUUCCCACUCUAGAAAUCUGGAGUGGAAGACCAUGGGUUCUUCCAUCAGCUUCCAAUGAGAAUGCAGCUGGUGUAACCAUCUCACAUACUGUAUUCUGCAAUGUCUGUGUGGAUACUAGGCUAUCAUUUGUGACCCUACCGUGCCAGCAUUGAGUGAUCAGGAAACUGAGGAAGGACAGUGCAGAGGGACAGUUUUGGCUGUGGUUGACACUUACCAUCAUACAUAUUUAUGACGGGUACUUUUUCCCACAUCCAACAUAUACAACGUUAAGUAUAAGAGGUAAGAUAAAUAGAAUAUAAGGCUAAUAUAAUAAAAUAAACAAAUAUAAAAGAGGUGCUCCUAUCACCUUAUGUGCGUCACUCAAAACACAUACAAAUAACCAGUAUACAAUAAAAGAUAGGUGAGGGCACACUACAUAAAAUAACACUUAUGAUUACCCUUGAAUGUAAAAUAUACUCCGUGCUUGAUUCACUCCUGCAUAUAAAAUAUAAAAACAGGAAAAAACACACAUAGGGUAAUAACGUAAAAACCUUAGAAUUUUAAAAAACAAAUAAGGUUUCAUUCACAUGGUCAUGAGCCACUUAAAAUAAGCUGGCUCAGACUAAAAGCGUAGAAAAUAUCCGUCUGUGGUACUUUACACACCAGACUGUUCCCCCUUCGUGGUCUUAUUAGUAAUUAUUUUAAAUAGGGAGAUGGACUUUUACUAUAUUGUACCGAGUGUUUUGUUUUUACCCCAAAGUUAUAGUGUGUCCAAUAAAGUUUUAUUUUAUUCUUUGCGUCCUGGAAUACUUUAAGUUACUAAUAAGACCACGAAGGGGGCACAGCCUGGUGUGUAAAGUACCACAGACGGAUAUUUUCUACGCUUUUAGUCUGAGCCAGCUUAUUUUAAGUGGCUCAUGACCAUGUGAGUGAAACCUUAUUGGUUUUUUAAAAUUCUAAGGUUUUUACGUUAUUACCCUAUGUGUGUUUUUUCCUGUUUUUAUAUUUUAUAUGCAGGAGUGAAUCAAGCACAGAAUAUUUUUUACAUUCUAGGGUAAUCAUAAGUGUUUUUUGUUUUAUGUAGUGUGCCCUCACCUAUCUUUUAUUGAAUACUGGUUAAGUAUAAGAGCCCUACUUCUCUUCUGUUCACCUGUACUAUUUUUAUAUUGGUGCAUUGUCUAACUGCUUCUUGCGAUUUAUGCACUACGAAUUUGCUUGGCAUUUGGUAAUCUGACCCAACUCUCGAGUUGCUUUACAAAUACUCUGCCGAGCUACCAGUCAGUGCAGACAGAUUAUGGUUGUCUCUGAGCCAGCCCACUGAUUGCACUCGGACAUCUGAAACCACAGCUAUAGUGGCAGUAUCAGGAGACAUAGUGGUUGUUCAUCCUCCUUUUGUAGACUUCUCUAUAGCCAUCCAGCACCUUAUAAAGGAUAGCAAGUGGAUGUACUAGCCUAUUCAUAGACAUAAGCUCUCCUAGUAGUUCUUAGUAUUACAUGUUGGAAGCUAUAAUAGGAGCUUCCUUUUUCCCCAGUUGUGUUAGAUGGGCAUCCCAAUGGAGAGGUCGGGUGUUAGCUGGCUACUUAAAGGACCACUAUAGUGCCAGGAAAACAAACUCGUUUUCCUUCUCACUGUGAUUUUCACAGUGAGAAGACGCCAGCAUCCAUAGGAAAGCAUAGAGAAUCUAAGGAUUGCUUGGGGAAGUGCACCUCAAUCUUUUCACAAAAUAGACACAAUAUUUAGUGGGUAAAACCCAUCCACUGUCACAGAUAGCUGCAGUAUCCACACUACCAGUGAAUGUGUAUAGUGGCAAGAAAAGUGAACUUUUUAGAAAUGACUUAAUUUCUGUAUGAAUUUAUCAUAAAAUCUGGCUGAAUGUUCAUCUAAGUUACAGUAAUCAACAAACACAAUCUGUUUUUACUACUAACACGCAAAUUAUUGUAUCGUUCUUGUACAUAUUGAAUAUAAUAUUCAAAUAUUCACAAUAUAGGUUAGAAAAAGUAUGUGAAACCAUAGGUUGAGUUAAACAAAAGUUAAUUAGAGUUUGAAACUGGAAACCUGGUGUCCAAUUAAUGAAGUAAGAUUGGUGGUGUGGGUUAGAGCUACUUUGACUUAUAAAAAGCAUUCAAAUGUGUUGAAUUUGGUAUUUACAAAAAGUGUCUUUUGAUGUGAACCAUGCCUCACAAAAUAGGGCUCUCAGAAGACCUGUGACCAAGUAUUGUGCUGCAUAAAGCUAGAAAGUGUUACAACGUUAUCUCAAAGACCCUAAAUAUUCAUCUGUCCACUGUUAUACAACCUGUCUGUAAAUGGAAACAUUUUAGUACUAUGGCUACUAUCCCUAGAAGUGGCUGUCCAGCCAACAUGACUGACAUGGCACAUCUCACUUGAAGAAAUCAUUGAAACUAACUUCUCUGUUCAUGAGUCUACUAUAAGGAAAACAUUGAUCAGGCAUGAUGUUCCUAGCAGGACACCCCAAAGAAAGUCCCCCCUGUAAUGGAGCUCCCUGUACCCUGACUAGGUACCUUCACCAAAGGACCACUUCCUAGCUGGAACAGGGAACAAACCGCAGCACUUCUGCCCACAGUCGCCGUGGCUUGACUGGGGCCCUGUAACCGCUCCCUCCUGGAGCCGAAUGAGGAAUUCGCUCUAGACACCCCCAGGCACUGAACAACACUCAGUCCUGGGAGCUCUAGUCCUUACAAGGACUUUCUAUGUUGAAUCCUCCACACUGGAACAGUGAUUAAAGAAUAGCCCUUUUCCCUCCAAGUAAUCAGACGACACAUAGUUCUAGGAGUACAAGCUGGAAUAAUUUAAUGGCAGCCACAACUGGCCUUAUAUGCAUGUCCCCAUGCAAGGGGCACCCCCCUGGACCUGAGAGUAAACCACAGUAGAAACAAAUACACAAUUACAUUGGUUCUCAGGCCCAGGACACUCCCAUACAAAAUCAGAUAAUCCCUCCUCUGUGCCUGGGAGAUAAUUGGAUCAGGAACUGUCCUAAUCUAAUCCAAUUAUCUCCAAGCAUGGAACUGUGUCCGUUUUCAAUUCCAUGAGAUUCAUUCCCAAAUAUCACUGCCUGCUUUCAUGCGAACAAGAUGGCCACCACCUCGUGGUCUUCUAUAGGAAUUGCAGCCACCCAGACGAACACUUAGAACACUGAGGUGUUACAAAGUAGCAAUUAGGCUUAACAAGCUCCAAGGUGGUCUCCGGUUCGUGCUGCUGUUCGGUUACUGAACCAUAUAAUCUAAAUACACGAACUGAGACUUUUAUAUCACAUUUUACAAGAUCCACAGUCUGUGGGCAGGAGGCAGACAAGCCGGCUCCCCCCACUCCCUGGCAUGCAAUUACACCCUCCACCCCCAAGGCAAUGGCGGAACUAAAGUAGAAAAAGCCCUGGUGCAAGAAUUUUUUUGGCCCCCCCCCCCCAAUCUCAAGGGUGGGCAAAAGGUAAAUCCCUAUCAGUUGUGCAACUUCAAUAAUUCUUUGACAGCUGGGGCUCUACCAUUUUCCCAUGCUUGCAUGAUUGUAUGUAGCACUGAGCCGUGUACACAGACACAGAUACAUACACUAAUAGACAUACUGACACACACAGACAAACAUACUGACACACACAGGCACAUAUAAUGAUAGACAUACUGACACACACACAGACACAUAUACUGACAGACAUACUGACACACACAGGCACAUAUACUGACAUACACAGACACAUAUACUGACAGACAUACUGACACACACAGGCACAUAUACUGACAGACAUACUGACACACACAGACACAUACACUGAAAGGCAUAGUGACACAUAUAGAUACAUAAACUGAUAGACAAACUGACACAGCUACAUACACUGACAAACAUACUGACACACACAGACAGGCAUACUGACACAUACACCGUUAAGAAUACUGAGGCACACAGAUACAUACACUGGCAGACAUACUCACACACAAGGACAGAGAAACUGACACACACACAAACAGACAUACUGACACAUACACUGACAGGCAUACUGACACAGAUACAUACACUGACAGGUAUAGUGACACACACAGAUAUGCUGACACACACAUACAAUUUUCAUUUUUAAACCCACCCUCCAGUUUCCUACCUUUUGCUGAAGGGUGGCUUCCUUGGGGUUCAGUGUGGUGUCAGUGUGGUGCCUUCCUCCUCACUGCCUGCUCCUCCCUCCUGCGCAGUUUAUCUCUCUGUGGGAGGAAGUUACUCACAGCAGUCACUUCCUCCCAGCUGGCUGCUGAAAAGCAUGGGGCCCGGUCGCGCUGUUAAAGCCCACCAUGUGGCUCUAGGUACAUGGGCCACCCGGUGGGCCUCCUUAGUGUACAGGCUGCCGCUGCACCGACGGGCACAUGGGGAGGGAUAAAUAGAUCAGGGCAGCGGGCCUAUGGGGCAGCUGCUUUGGGCCCUCCAGUAGUAACUGGGCCCGGGGCAGCUCCCCCUUCCCCUCCUUGAUCAGCCAGAUGGUCACCCACUGUCAUUACAUAUAUCUUUCUAGUACUGCAUAACUUUGUAAGUGUUGAUUACCUACAUCUGUCCCCAGAGGCGGUUCUUUAUCUACUUCACUAUAUUUUGUGUUUUUUUAUGUUUUUAUUUAAUCUUGUUCUUUUUGCAUGAUUAUAUUUUGUGUGUGUUACUGCCAGCUAGAGUAGAACAUGAAGGCUAACUGGAGGAGAGCCCAAAGUUAUAAUCAUGUCAUGCUAAAUUUAUAUAAAUCGGUGUAUUUACACAUAAAACAGAAUCUGGGACUAUAUAACUUGUCUCCCCUGUGUAGGACGGGUAGGUUUCCAUAGUGCUGUGGGUGGUGGUGUUCCUAUGCACAUUGCCAGAAUAUACCAGGAGUUUCUCUUUUAUGACUUGAUCAUAAACAACAACAUCUGCCCAAUUUAUUAUUUUGAUGAUAACCAUGUAAUAAGCAAUAAUUUAUGGGCCAGGUUUGGACACUGUAAAGCAAUAGAGAUGACCUACAUUGUAUGAUAAGAACAGUGCCAUUUCAUAACAGCAACCGUUUUCUGGACGUGGUUCAGUUCCAAUGAAUACUGAUAUCCAGAGGACGGGACAACAGAGCUAUUGAACUGAAAAAAUGUGUAUUAUUUAACAUCACACUCUACAAUUACAUAACAAGCGACGGAUGUGCGCCAAAUGGGCCUCCUUUAAUAUUGCUGUUUUACAGCAGGAUAAAGAUGGCAGCGGCCAAGAGGGAUAGCCUGAGGUAAAUAAAACUUACCUCUCUGGACUCCGCGACCACCGGACUCACAUUGGAUCUGUCAGUUUGCAAAAUAUGCAAAGACAGACGAAAGUGACAGCUCCAAUUAAAGAUCCAACAGGGCCUUCCCUUCAUUCUUCACAUAAGGAUGGUGAAUGGGGCCAAGUAAACCUAUGGUUCCUGGGAACUUGUCUAAUCCAUGGACCAUAGGCAGCCUCUCAGGGUCACCUUAUGGUCACCUCUGCUCUGGGCCAAACCCUUUGACAGUUUUGAAUAGAGUAAUCUAGUGCUCUUUUCCAUAUCUCUCAACAUUUUACAUUUAAAACCUGGAGCUCUUACAUUUUAUGGGUGUGAGUGGGGGUGUGGCCAGAGUCAGGGCUGUUUCGAGUAAUUUCAAGUGACUUACUAAUGACAAUUUAUGCAACUAAAAUGUAAUUUAGAAAAAGAAUUAUGUGACUUAUUUACACUGACUAAUUUCUAAACACAUUUAUUGUAGUUUAAAAACACCCUUACUGUGAAUAGUAUUACUGUAUUUGCAGUUAUAAAUUCAGAUACACCAAGAAUGCUGAGCUUCAACAAAAGAGGGGCAUUAGGACAUAAUAGAGGGGCAGAGGGAUUAUGGCCCAAAAUAUGGUCUAUUCCCCAAAAUAGAGACUCUUGGAAGGUAUGCUCUAGAGUAGUAAAAGAGUGUGUUGGGCAGUGACCGCUGUGUAUGAUGAUAUAUUUGUAUGUGUAUAAACAAAUCCUCAUUCAUCUCUCCGCAGUGACAAUAUUCAGUGCCUUCCACACCCAUUUACUCCAGGCAGUCCACCUGUAAUUUAUAAAUAGGCCCUUUUGUGACAUGGAACACAACAGUGCCUGGUUGUAAUGAUACAAAUCAUACGAAAAGAUACAUAUAUACGAAAACUCCAUUUUCACAUUAAUGCUUAAUGUUUUGUUAUAACAUUCAUAUAAUCUCCGAUAAGCAGUGAAAGGUCUUCUGUUACCAUGGGUAUAAGAUGCAAUAUAAGUCCUAACAAGGCAGCGUGAGGGCCAGGAAUGAAAAAUGUGAAGGACAGUCACAAAGCGGAAAAUCUUACAGCACUUUCAUUCAGGGAAUGUAUUCCAUACAGGCUAGUAUUAGCCAUCUGGUGUCGUGUUUGGGCUUAGAACAAAAUACUUAUGCCAUUGAAAUAAAUACUGUUUUAACAUAUACUUAUAUAUCAUUCUCAUGCCUGGUCAUCAUCUCACCAAUUUAUCCUCUGGCCUUAUUGCCAUCUUGCAUGAUCUUUAACAAGUGGACUUACUGCAAAAUAGGUCCAGUGGCAAAUAUGGCACUGAGUCCCUGUAAGUCAUUUUAUUUUCAACUAAGAGAAUUGUGGUAGCCAUGAUUUCAGGCCAGUAACUUGCCUGGGUGUGUUAGCCACACGUGUCUAUUCCUUGGUCCAUACACAAUUAGCUGUUUAAUCAGUGCAUGUGUGCAUCAUAAUCCAAAAAUAUCCUACAUCUUAUAUUAAGUAAAUAUUUAAUUGCUGCAUUCUUCUUCAGCAUUCACUCGGAUAUAUCCUGUUACAUGCUGUAUUUAUCUUGUUUUAUUAGCAUUAUAAUAAUUUGAAUAAAAUUAUACCGUCCUUACUCCCUAUAAGUGAAUGUUUUUUGUAUUAAUAAUGAUAAUUAUAAUAUGUCUUAUAAUUUCAUUUAAGUGUCUGAGUCUGUAAUAAGCACACAGGGCUUCUUAAAUGGACACUACAGUCACCAGAAAAACUACAGUUUAUUGAAUUUGUUCUGGUGAUUAGAAUCAUUUCCUUCAGACUUUUUGCAGUAAACACUGUCUUUUCAGACAAAAGGCAGUGUUUACAUUACAACCUAGUGUUAACUCCACUAGUCACCCCGUAUAUGGCUACUAGAGGUGCUUUCUGGGGUAGUGCUGCACAGUGUGCAGUACUGCCAUUCAGUGUCUCCACCCUCUGCAUGCCAACACUGAGCUUUACUCAUAGAGCUGCAUUGAAUCAAUGCAUCUCUACGAGGAAGUGGUGAUUGGCCAGGGCUCUGUUUGACUUGUUCUGGCUCUGCCCUUGGUCUGCCUCCUUAACAACCUGAGCCAAUCCAAUGCGUUCCUGUGUGAAAGCAUUGUGAUUGCCUCAGAAUAACACUUUUGGUGUCUUUAGGGUGGAAGGGGGAGCCAGGGGGGCUAGAUGGUGGUUUUUAACACGAUACAUAUUUGUGUUCCUGAACCUAUGGUGUUCCUUUAAUCAAGAUGACAAUGAGGGCUGAUGAGUGACUAGCAUUGCUCAGAAAUAUACCAUUUUGGGUAGCAUUGUUCCAAAUUGAACUACCAGUAACAGGUAGGAAAUAAAGGAACAUGCCUAACUGACAUUUUUUUCUUUCUUAAAAUAUUAUUUUUUAAAUAAUUCUUAUGUGGAACUGUCCUAGUAAGUUUAAUGCUUGUAUUUUGUGACUGUGUUACUUUUUAAACUUCCAUUUUUGUCUACACUUUUACUAUAUCAUGUACUAUGAUCCAUUCUUUAAUCUUGCUUUUGUUUGUAAUUUAUUUUGAACACAAAACAUUUGUAAGAUCUCUGGAAGACCCUGAAAUUGUACUUCUGCUAUGCAGUAGCUUUUUUUAGGCUCUGCAGAGGUUGUUGGACAACAUAAUUCAAGAAAUACUUAUGGGAAAUGUCAUCUAAAUGCCACUAAAGCAGCAUGGACAAAGUUGGUCCUCCUGCUGUAUGUGAUCUCCACUUUGCCAUAUGAUAUACAGUUACAAGAAAAAGUAUGUGAACCCUUUGGAAUGAUAUGGAUUUCUGCACAAAUUGGUCAUAAAAUGUGAUCUGAUCAUCAUCUAACUCACAACAAUAGACAGUCACAGUCUGCUUAAACUAAUAACACACAAAGAAUGAAAUGUUGCCAUGUUUUUAUUGAACACACCAUGUAAACAUUCACAGUGCAAGUGGGAAAAAUAUGUGAACCCCUAGACUAAGGACAUCUCCAAGAGCUAAUUGGAGUGAGAUAUCAGCCAACUGGAGUCAAAUCAAUGAGAUUAGAUUGGAGGUGUUGGUUACAGCUGCCCUGCCCUAUAAAAAACACACACCAGUUCUGGGUUUGCUUUUCACAAGAAGCAUCGCCUGAUGUGAAUGAUGCCUCGCACAAAAGUGCUCUCAGAAGACCUACGAUUAAGAAUUGUUGACUUGCAUAAAGCUGGAAAGGGUUAUAAAAGUAUCUCCAAAAGCCUUGCUGUUCAUCAGUCCACAGUAAGACAAAUUGUCUAUUAAUGGAGAAAGUUCAGCACUGCUGCUACUCUCCCUAGGAGUGGCCGUCCUGUAAAGAUGACUGCAAGAGCACAGCGCAGACUACUCAAUGAGGUGAAGAAGAAUCCUAGAGUGCCAGCUAAAGACCUACAAAAGUCACUGGCAAAUGCUAACAUCCCUGUUAGCGAAUCUACAAUAAGUAAAACACUAAACACUGCUGUCCAAACAAAACAUUGCUGCACGUUUACAGUUUGCACAAGAGCACCUGGAUGUUCCACAGCAGUACUGGCAAAAUAUUAUGUGGACAAAUGAAACCAAAGUUGAGUUGUUUGGAAGAAACACACAACACUAUGUGUGGCGAAAAAAAGGCACAGCACACCAACAUCAAAACCUCAUCUCAACUGUGAAGUAUGGUGGUGGGGGCAUCAUGGUUUGGGGCUACUUUGCUGCUUCAGGGCCUGGACAGAUUGCUAUCAUCUAAGGAAAAAUUAAUUCCCAAGUUUAUCAAGACAUUUUGCAGGAGAACUUAAGGCCAUCUGUCUACCAGCUGAAGCUCAACAGAAGAUGGGUGUUGCAACAGGACAAUGACCCAAAGCAUAGAAGUAAAUCGACAACAGAAUGGCUUAAACAGAAGAAAAUACGCCUUCUGAAGUGGCCCAGUCAGAGUCCUGACCUCCACCCGGUUGAGAUGCUGUGGCAUGACCUCAAGAAAGCAAUUCACACCAGACAUCCCAAGAAUAUUGCUGACCGUUGUUUUACUCCUGCUGCCAAAGGAGCUUCAACCAGUUAUUAAAUCCAAGGGUUCACAUACUUUUUCCACCUGCACUGUGAAUGUUUACAUGGUGUGUUCAAUAAAAACAUGGCAACAUUUCAUUCUUUGUGUGUUAUUAGUUUAAGCAGACUGUGAUUGUCUAUUGUUGUGACUUAGAUGAUGAUCAGAUCACAUUUUAUGACCAAUUUGUGCAGAAAUCCAUAUCAUUCCAAAGGGUUCACAUACUUUUUCUUGCAACUGUAUUUGCACAAUUUUUCUUUUACUAUUACUUUCUCAUUUAUUUGACUUUGUAUGAUUAUAAAAAAAAGAAGUCGAUGCCAUAUUUGAUCAGAAAAAAAUAAUAGCAGUCAAUUUCCAUAUUUAAAAGUCAUAUGCUCUUUGUAGGAAAAUGGAUUGCAAUAUAGAGACAUUUUAAUUUAGUGUUGUCUUUUCAGUAAUAAGUUAUAUGCAUAACCGUAAUGUGAAAUGAGGUAAAGCACAUUGUUGAUGGUCUGGCGAUUUGGAUCAAUAUGUUUUUUGAUUAAACUGUCUGCUUUGACUUCACAGCUGAUAAGUGAUGGAAAUGUGGUGUAUGCAGAAGCCCUAUGGGAUCAUGUCACUAUGGAUGACCAAGAACUGGGUUUCAAGGUCGGAAGUGUCAUCGAAGUGAUGGACGCCACCAAUAAAGAAUGGUGGUGGGGGAGGAUCCUUGACUGUGAGGGAUGGUUUCCUGCCAGUUUUGUGAGAGUAAGUACUGAAUGUAUUGCAUGAAAUUAUUCUGAAAACAUUGAUCGAGGCACUAUAUUCACUUUGUAACUAAAUCCAAGAAUUAUAAAUUAUCAAAGCACUCACUCUAGCAAAGAAACCGUUCCAUUGAUGUUCAUAUUCAAGAUGAACCAAGCAGAAUGAAAAAUAAGACACGUGUCUCACUCUUAACACAAUAUUCUUCAUAUGAUCACACCAAACCUUGUUAAUAUUUCUCAGGUGUUACAUGCUAAUUUUAAUAAAACAAAUUCACUUUUUAAAAUAAUUGUACUAUAUGAAUUUGAAACGUUACUACUUGAAUCUUCAGCUCCUUCGCUUUCUAAUAUACAGCAAAUUCACCAAGUAAUAAAGUUCCACACUCAAAUACACUUCUAUUAUUCAAUGUAGAAACAAGUUCUGAGAAAUAAGUCACACAUCACAAGUAAAUUAUUUCGAGCUAAUAAAGAGGAACUUCUAUCAGUUUUGACAUUGACCCCUUGGUUGGUGUGUGUGCCAUUCAUACACGAUUGUGAUCAUCUAAUGUACUACAGUUCGAUUAGAAAAUUGUUCUGGCAUGAAUAUUCCACUGUGGCUGGGGACACUCUAAGCAUCAAAACAAGUUUACCUUAUUGAAGUGGUUUUAGUGUAUAGAAAUCACUUUGUUUAUGGAGCUCAAGCUACACAUGCCAUGAUUGACACUCAUACAGCCUCCCUGCACACAUACUGUAAAAAAAGUCCAUCCCUUCCACAACGUGUUUAAUUUAGAAUUUAUUAUCUCCUGCUUUAAUAGUCUGCUAGAGUCUUUGACAGCCUCCCAUGUGUAAUUAAAGUUCAAUUUACAUAGCAGGAGAGAAAAACUUUUAGAGUAAACACACUGUGCUGCAAGAUGUGAUUAAAAGGAAACCAUUUUUUUUCAUGCAGGCUGUGCAAUUCACAGCCAGGGGAGGUGUGGCUAGGGCUGCAUAAACAAGUAAAAAGUGAUCUGACUCCUAAAUGGCAGAGAAUUGAGUAGUGAGACUGCAGGGGCAUGAUCUAUACACCAAAACGGCUUCAUUAAGCUAAAGUUGUUUUAUUGCUUGGCGUUUCCCUUUAACAAGACAACAAAAAUAAACCUCUCAAACUUGUUUAAAUAAAAAUAUCUUUAUGCACAGUGUUAGGUCUUACAGGGCAGCUGGUAAACACUUGCCUCACUUAUCCUGUGUGACAACGCACAUGGAAUUUCCACCUGUAGAGAAUAAUACCGUUUAAUGAAAGGCAUAGUAGGAGUUAGUCAUGACUCCAUAAGGUGUGGUGGUUGCAGAACCUCCUACACAGUCAUCGUCGAUGCUUAGUUUUGAUAUAUUGUUGUGGUAAUUAUAUUUACUGCCAUCUUCCCCUCCCUCCAUCUUAGGACAAUAAAAAAUAAUAACAAAUACAAAAAUAAAAAGGAGGAUAAGCAGAAAAAGGGUAUUGGAGAACGCAGCACAUCGGGUCAUAGAGUAAUAACACAAUGUCCAAAUAUAUAAGUAUAUAGCAUGACAGCUCACACACAUAUUGCGAAGCAGUUUGCAGCUUUUUGUGUUGUUUACAUGGUUAAAUGCAGGGUUUCCUAAAAACAAAAUGCUGUCCCACCCCCCACCAAAACUUCACCUGUAAUGAAAACUUCUCUCUCCGCCCAUAGUUAACUUCCCCCACGGUUGAUAUCUCUCUUCCAUUGAUACCGCAGAUCAGUCCCCACUUCUCAAAUCCAGAUCAUACACUUUUGUCCCUCUUCCCAUAUCCCCCGUUUCUCUCUCCUCAUUUUGAACCCUUUUUGUCUCUCACAACAUAUCCCCAUUUCUGUCUUUCUAUCCUUGUAUUGCCUUUUGUUUCUUUAUCUCUGGUGUCUCUAUAUUUCCUAUACACUCCACAUACAACUCCCUUCUGUCCUGGUAGCUGUGGAAUCCCAACCGUUUCCCCCAUUGAUUGCCAGGAAAGAACAGGCAUUUUGUUGACAAAAUCAGUGUAAUUACAUUAGAUUGUUAUUCUGCCAUCUAGUGACCAUUUUGUGCAUACCUUAUAUAAGAUAAGUGUGCUCGAGGUUUGAAUUCCAUAAUAAGAGGUAUGAUGUUUUUUACGUGAACUCUUGUCAGUUUCUUGCCUUUAAUCUCGAUUGUCUAACAGUUCAAAAUUGAGACAUGUUAGGAAAAAUCAGUCGCUUUAAUGCAGAUUUUAGCCUCUGUAGUGGUUAUGGUGUGAAGAGUAGCCUGGCACUAUUUAGUCUAUUCCCAUGGCACAUGACUGAGAGAUAAAAUCUCAGAGUCUUCCUCAUGGCAAAAUCAUGUUGAUAAUGACGAUUUUAUUAAAGGACACGGAGGCUCAUAUUAGGCUUCUCUCUUUCUUUUAUUUCCUCAGCAGCAAAGAAAAAGCUAAGGUGUUUAUUUGUAUAGGAAAAAGAAAACAUGCAUAACUACCCUCACAGGGUUAACAUUACAUCACCAACUUCCCACCAAUAGGAACAGUCCUUCUCUCAUAUCCUCUCAGAUUUACUUAAUCUCAUCAUUCAUUUCUCGACAGCUUCGUGUGAACCAGGAUGAACCAAUGGAAGAAUACAUCCCAAAAGCUGGAGAGAAGGAUAAGGACACCCGAAAUGCUACCAGACGCCAUGGCUAUGGACAAACAAACAAAGACCAAAUGAGGACCAAUGUUAUCAAUGAGAUCUUAAAUACAGAAAAGGAUUAUAUCAAACAUUUGAAGGAUAUAUGUGAGGUAAAAAUACUACUCCUAAACCUCAUUAAAUCGCUUGACAUCUGUAAUUUCUCUAAAUAAUAUUGUGUUUCAUGCCGCUUGUAGGAGUCUCCACAUCCAGCAGCAACAUGUCCUCUGUUUCUGCAAGAGCGUUGCUAUAGCAACCCGUGGAAACGCUCUGCGGAUCGUGAGAAUAGAGGACAUGCUGCUACUGGAUGUGGAGACUCCCUGGCCUCUCUUCACUGGGCAAAACAUACUGUGCCACCAGACCACCAGGGAAUGUAGUGUGUCUUCCCUCCCUGGACACAGGUAAGAGUCGGGGGUGGGAGACACACACAAAGGCCGCCAUCAGGGGGUGACAACCAUGACGGUUGUCACGGGCCCGGCAGUCUUGGGGGACCCGGACUGCUUUGGCAGUCUUGGGCCCUACAUUCCCUCUCUGCACAUAUAUAUAUAAUCGCUAUAUAAUCGCUAUAAAUAUGUGCAACCGCGGGUCACCCGGCUCCCUAUACUUGCAGAGGGGGACCAGCAGACUGCAGAAGCACAUUACAGCAUUUCCCUCUCUCUAACUCCCACGAGACCCGCGGCCGUCAGAGGGAGUUAGAGAGAGGGAAAUGCUCCUUCAGUCUGCUGGGCCCCCUCUGCAAGUACAGGGAGACGGGGGGCCCCACAAUGCCACCGGACCGCCAGGGAUGGAAUCUCCCCCCUCCCUGAACCAGGUAAGAAGCAGGGAGGGAGGAGAAACAUGUAUUACAUUUACAUUAUUACAUUACAUUCAUACACUAGUAAACACACACUCUGCAUUCAUUACACUAACACACACUCUGCAUCCACUUCACUAACACACACUCUACAUCCACUCCACUGACACACACUCUGCAUCCACUAAACUGAUACACACUCUGCAUCCACUCCACUGACAAACACUCUGCAUUCACUACACUAACACACACUCUGCAUUAACUAUACACACAUCAUCCACUACACAAACACCUUGUAUUCACAGUACACACACUACAUCCACCACACAUUCAAACACUCUGCAUUCCCUAUACAGAGACACUGUGUCUAAUACACAUCCACUACAAACACUGCAUCCACUAAACACAUUGCAUCUAGUACACACAAACACUACAUCCACUACACAAACACAGACUACAUCCACUACUCGAACACACUCUACGUUUAUUAUACACACUGCCUCCACUACACAAACACACACUCUGCAUUCACUGCACAAACAGUAUCUAAUACACACAAACACUACAUCCAUUACACACAUUCUAAUUCAUUUCCACUAUACACACCACAUUCAGUCCUGCAUCAUUGUCAGCGGACUAGGUAGGAGUACUGUGGGCGGACUCGUGGGUGGGCCGGGCUGGGGUGGGGGCCAGGGGCGGUGGGGGGCCCAGACCUUGUGCUUUGUCAGGGGCCCCAAAAUUUCUGGUGGGCGGCCCUGUACACACUACUCACUAUACACUCAUUAUACACACAAUCACUGCAUACACACUAUACACACACAUCAUACACACUAUACACACACAGCAUACACACUAUACACGCAGCAUACACACUAUACACGCACACACACAGCAUACACACUAUACACACACAGUAUACAUAAUAUAUACACACACACACAGCAUACACACUAUACACACAGCAUAUACACUAUACACACACACACUGCAUACAGUACACAAACACACACUGCAUACAAUAAACACACACACACUUAUACCUGUGUGUCUGUGUAUCUGUAUGUGUGUCUGUAUGUGUGUCAGUUUAUCUGUAUGUGUGUGUCUGUAUGCGUGUCUGUGCCUGUAUGUCUCUGUACAUGUGUGUCAGUGUGUGUCUGUAUCUAUAUGUGUGUUUGUAUCCGUGUGUCUCUAUCUGUAUGUGUGUAAGUGUUUGUCUGUAUCUGUGCAUGACUGUGUUUCUAUGUAUCUGCAUGUGUAUACCUUUGUGUCUGUAUAUCUGUAUGUGCCAGUGUGUGCAUCUGUGCGUCUAUGUAUCUGCAUGUGUGCCAGUGUGUGUAUAUUUGAGUACAGUAUGUGUAUAUGUACAUUCAUCUCAGCAUUUCGCCAACACUACACACAAAUACACCCCUGCAUCCAAAUAUCAACACUACAUAAAAACACACCACAUAUUCAAAAAACACACUACACAAAAAUGCACGCCUGCAUUCAAAUGCCAACACUACAUGCAAACACACUCCUACAUUCACUCACACAUACUUCAUACAAAAACAUUCAAACACACAAACACUGCUCAGUGCUAAAUACAUAAAAAAUGCAAACACAGCUCAAUGCUAAAUACAUUUUUUUUAAAUGUGUGUUUUAUAUUUUAAAAUUGAGGGGGGUGCCAAAUAUAAGAUCCGCCCAGCGUGCCAAAUGCUCCAGGUACGCCCCUGGAGGGCAAAGCUCAUUUGUAAAGCACUAUGGAUUUUGUUGGCGCUAUAUAAAUAUAAUAAUAAUAAUAAUAAUUGGGUCAUAUAUCCCAAGGGUCAAUAUGCUGAAAGUAUUCAGUCGGAGAAUAACAUUGCUUUUUGGUGGGAUUGCUGCACUUUUAAAAACUGAUCCAAAAUUGAAUAGAAAUUCUGUAAAUAGAUGAUGGACCUUUAAACAUUGAUUGGGUGCUUUAACGAGUCUACAUCAAGUGCCAUUACUUGUUGUGAUAGUUACACACAGUUCUAAGAAAACCAUACAGGGUUCUAGGGAACUUCGAAACACUGAUAUAAUGGUUAAAAAGUUACACACUAAUACUUUGUUUUACAGCUAAAAGCAAGUAUUCAAUAAUACAGGUGCAUUUGGGCACCCACUAGACAGACAUUUCUUGGGCAUACGUCUGCUUGUAGGCCAACUUGCAAUGCAAUGGUGUUCUGUAUCAGUCGUAGGCAAGCCUCGGCAUUCCAAAUGCUGUGGACUCCAUUUCCCCCACCAUGGCUGUAAGAGCACAGGAGAUGUAGUCAAAACCAUCACAAAAUAUCUUGGUGCAAAUGUGCCAACCAAAGUGCUAAAACGCAAUCUGCACAUUGUCCUGUUUAUGAUUACGCCAUGUUUCUUACAUCUUGAUAUGUUCCACCAAGGGUUACAUCAAGCAAUGCCGUAAACGGGCCGACAUGUUCACAGAAGAUCAGCUGUGGACAAUAUUUGGGAACAUUGAGGAUAUCUUCAAAUUUCAGAAAAAAUUCCUGAAAACUCUAGAGAAACGAAUCAACAAAGAUGCCCCACAUUUGAGUGAGAUCGGGGCUUGUUUUUUGGAAUAUGUAAGUAAGCCUAUAUAUUGUGUUUCCUUCCCAGCUGUUAACGCUUUACAAUGAGUUUCUGCUACGCCCCGCCGAACAGUACAUUGUCAUGCAAUCUUUUUUGAAACCUGGAGUUUGCAUUUUAGGGCUUAUUUACUAAAGUGUGAAUGCAAAGUGAAUUUCAAAUGCAAGGUCAAAAUAAUUGAAUUUGAAAAAUCUUCUAAGUCACACUAUAUGCAACAGAGCCAUCUCAGUGUAGUAUUUAUGUUGCCAAAACUCUGGGUGCUGCUCCCCCCCAUUAUUAGUGAAACUGUCUAGGAGCAGGCUGGUAAAGGCAAGUGCUCUCCCGGGCACCCGGAGUCCUCACCCCCUCCAGUUGACUUGGUAAUGCCAAAUUUAAACUUAAUAUCAAUUCUAUCGAUGACCUGUUCCCAAUGCCAUUAGCCUAAAAACCUGGGGAACGACAGCAUAACUACUGCACUGAUCAAUGCUGGUGUUUCCAAUGUUACUUAGAGUGUCCUGCUACAAUGUCUGCAGCAGGAUUUGAUUAAACCAUAGAAGCCAGUACCUUACAAGAAAAUAGAGAGAGACUAGAAUGAAAAGCUGCCUGCAAACAUACAGGGUUAUUCACUUAAGUCCUAAUGGCAAAUGCUGGCCAGCUGCCACAUGGUUAACUCUCGCAGUGCCAAGCUUUUUGUAACUAUUUGUCCAUUGGUUGAUAGUGCUGCCAGCUGAAAAAUAAUAUUUAAUAUUAUCGUUCACAUGCAAAAAGAAAGGAAACAAUAAUGUGUGAAUGUGCAUCCUGUUGUAUGCAUUCGUUCCUGAAUUUUGUUAAAAUCGGUGCUUUGUGACUCUUCAGAAUCCUAUAAUUUGUAUAAAGUUCAUAUGCGAAAGCAGAGAUUUUAAUUCGCUCACUGUCUGAAUCCAGGCAAUCGCUGCUAUUUUCACCCAAUUUUGUCCAGCCAGGCAAAAUCCGGUGUUUAGUGAUUAACCCUGAUAGAGUUAAUUUCCAAUUUAUUAGAUUUUACUAAAAAGCUGUUAAUUGCUACCCAUUGUUUUGCUAACAUUAGCGAGUAGCAGCUUUUUCGAUACUUAUCUCUGACUGAUGUCUAACAUAUAAAAUACAAGGAAUUCUCCUUGUACUUUCUCGCAUAAACAGACAAACUUUUUAUUACAAAGAUUGGGAAAGAGAAAUGCUGUCAUUGUAUAUAUAGUGACAAUGAAGAGAGGCAAUGAUGACAUUGUUUUGAGUAACAUUGACAAAAUAAACAAAAGGUUUAUUUCAUUAAAGGAAUGGGUCACAUAGAUAAAAAUUAGUGUGAAACUCAUGCUAGUAUACGCUUAGAAGAAGGAAAAAGAAAUUCGGGAAAUGCACAAAGAUCGAGAUUAGCCCUCACAGUGCUCUCAACACAAACUUCUAAUGAGAAGUUCUGACUAAUUACAAAAACCUAGCCUUGGGUCUCAUUAUCCUCAUUGGAGAUCGGUGUUAAUCAAGCUGUGGUUCCUAAAAUAGACUGCAGUAUUGUGAAGGAACAAACUGCAUUAAUAACAACUGAGGGGAUAUUUAUAAACAGCUAUUCUAGGGCAAAGUUCUUCAAGUGCAGCAACCAGCAGGAACAUUGCUGUAGUUAUUGUAACAGAAUCAUGGUUCUGGGUUCCACAAGUUUGUAUCCAUACCUGAAGCUUCUACUCCCUCUGUACAAAAAGAGAAAGCUUAACAAAUGGAAGGUGCCUCCUAUUCUGAAGAUUUCACAGUUUACGCAGCUACCGGGAUAAUGGCCAUCACCGCAUUCUCUCACUAAUUUUCAGGUUUAAAGCAAAGAAUAUAUGUUUUUAUGUUUUGAUCUUUUAAAGAAUAGCAGGUUUGAUGUGUCUUUGUGCUUUCAUCCUCUAGAAAACAGACUUUCAGGUGUAUUCCGAAUACUGCAACAACCAUCCUAACGCCUGCACAGAACUCUCCAAGCUCUCAAAGGUCAAAAAGUACGGGUAUUUUUUUGAGACCUGCCGUCUCGUGCAGAAAAUGAUUGACAUCUCUCUGGAUGGAUUUUUAUUGACACCAGUACAGAAGAUCUGCAAAUAUCCACUCCAACUAGCUGAACUUCUGAAAUAUACGAAUCCCCAGCACAGGUACUUCAGGCUUGAAGUUUGAUACUCAGAUUAAUCAACUCAAAAAGUAGAUUCUAGCACAUGGAGGUCUGGUGACGGAUUGGGGAUCUCCACAAAAAGUCUGGUGUAUUCAGUAGGACUGAAUGGGUGAUUUAGUAAGGCCCAUAGAGAAUUUAAAAAAAAAUCCCCAGCAUGCACAAGGUAGAAUCAUGGCCAUUUACCAUUAAAUACACAUCAUGUAUCUAACUGCAACUACGCAACCAAUAUUUUCUUUUGAUUAUUUCAAUGCCAUUGUUGGUAGAAAAAAGUACCAUGGCUCUACACAUUGGUGUCUUGCUUCUUGUAUCAAACCGAAUGUAUGUUUAUCAUAGAUUCAUACAAAGAAAACUGUAAUAGGAGUGAACGAGGUCUCAAAUUUGAAAAACUCAUCUCUUCAUAUUAGAAAAAUUAACAGGAGAUGUGAGCAGUUGUCAUUUGUUUUUGUGAGGCUUUAAUGAGCAUGCAGCUUUUGUGCAGUGCUUCAAGUAGAAUUUAACACUUCACUCCCAGAAUCGAAUACAAACAGUUUUACUUUCAUGUAUUUUGCACAUUGAAAUUUAGUCCAUAAAGCCUCACUCACCCUUAUUUAUACUGUUGGAAUCAUUACCAGCCUGUAGAGGAACACAUUCCACUGCUAGAAGUCACUGGUGAUUGUUUUAUUGCCUGUAAGUGUGCUGAAAAUGUCAGUUUACCACCUGUAAAAGGAAUAAUAAUUAUAUAAUAAUAAUUUGCGAAUUUUAUAGCAAAGGAAGUUUCAAUGGAGCAUAGCAUUCCUACAUGCAGUGAAGGUGAGGCGUUUCCAUUUUGCUGUUAGCUUUACAUUAGCAUUUCAGAGGUUGAUACAAAUUGCUAUAGAUGUUUUAAAUAUCUGUUUUAUUUUCAUAUAUAUAUGUACUCUGCUCAAAAAAAUAAAGGGAACACAAAAAUAACACAUCCUGGAUCUGAAUGAAUUAAAUAUUCUUCUGAAAUACUUUGUUCUUUACAUAGUUGAAUGUGCUGACAACAAAAUCACACAAAAAUUAAAAAAUGGAAAUCAAAUUUUUCAACCCAUAGAGGUCUGGAUUUGGAGUCACACUCAAAAUUAAAGUGGAAAAACACACUACAGGCUGAUCCAACUUUGAUGUAAUGUCCUUAAAACAAGUCAAAAUGAGGCUCAGUAGUGUGUGGCCUCCACAUGCCUGUAUGACCUCCCUACAAUGCCUGGGCAUGCUCCUGGUGAGGUGGUGGAUGGUCUCCUGAGGGAUCUCCUCCCAGACCUGGACUAAAGCAUCUGCCAACUCCUGGACAGCCUGGUGCAACGUGAAGUUGGUGGAUGGAGCGAGACAUGAUGUCCCAGGUGUGCUCAAUUGGAUUCAGGUCUGGGGAAUGGGUGGGCCAGUCCAUAGCAUCAAUGCCUUCAUCUUGUAGGAACUGCUGACACACUCCAGCCACAUGAGGUCUAGCAUUGUCUUGCAUUAGGAGGAACCCAGGGCCAACCGCACCAGCAUAUGGUCUCACAAGGGGUCUGAGGAUCUCAUCUCGGUACCUAAUGGCAGUCAGGCUACCUCUGGCGAGCACAUGGAGGGCUGUGCGGCCCCCCAAAGAAAUGCCACCCACACCAUUACUGACCCACUGCCAAACCGGUCAUGCUGGAGGAUGUUGCAGGCAGCAGAACGUUCUCCACGGGGUCUCCAGACUCUGUCACGUCUGUCACAUGUGCUCAGUGUGAACCUGCUUUCAUCUGUGAAGAGCACAGGGCGCCAGUGGCGAAUUUGCCAAUCUUGGUGUUCUCUGGCAAAUGCCAAACGUCCUGCACGGUCUUGGGCUGUAAGCACAACCCCCACCUGUGGACGUCGGGCCCUCAUACCACCCUGUUUCUGACCGUUUGAGCAGAAACAUGCACAUUUGUGGCCUGCUGGAGGUCAUUUUGCAGGGCUCUGGUAGUGCUCCUCCUGUUCCUCCUUGCACAAAGGCAGAGGUAGCGGUCCUGCUGCUGGGUUGUUGCCCUCCUAUGGCCUCCUCCACGUCUCCUGAUGUACUGGCCUGUCUCCUGGUAGCGCCUCCAUGCUCUGGACUCUAUGCUGACAGACACAGCAAACCUUCUUGCCACAGCUCGCAUUGAUGUGCCAUCCUGGAUGAGCUGCACUACCUGAGUCACUUGUGUGGUUUGUAGACUCCGUCUCAUGCUACAACUAGAGUGAAAGCACCACCAGCAUUCAAAAGUAACCAAAACAUCAGCCAGGAAGCAUAGGAACUGAGAAGUGGUCUGUGGUCACCACCUGCAGAACCAUUCUUUUAUUGGGGGUGUCUUGCUAAUUGCCUAUAAUUUCUACCUGUUGUCUAUCCCAUUUGCACAACAGCAUGUGAAAUUGAUUGUCACUCAGUGUUGCUUCCUAAGUGGACAGUAUGAUUUCACAGAAGUGCGAUUGACUUGGAGUUACAUUGUGUUGUUUACGUGUUCCCUUUAUUUUUUUGAGCAGUGUAUAUAUAUAUAUACAGAAUGUGUGAUUUCUCUUUAUUUACUGUGUCUGGGUAUUGUGCUAAAAUGCAAAAAUACCAUUAGUAGUACUACUAGUAAUGCCUCCAGGGUCCUUACAAAUACAUAUCAGCAAGGUAUUGACUAUUUGUAUUUAUGUAUUUUUGUCAGACCUACUUUAUGUAAGAAAAAUUGCAUUUUGUUUUAAUAUUUACAUUUCAGACCCAGCGUGAAAUAUCGCAAGAUAAAGAACAUCGUAUACUCUCUAAAACUUUUUGUUCUCCAAAAUGUUCUAUAAAAACUGACCAAAUAAGAGAAAAAUACAAAUUGUGUAAAUUUACAUAAUUUAAAUAUUUCAGUAAUCUAUACCCAAAAUCACUUUCUUACUAUGUGUUUUAUAUGCAUCCCUUGCUUCAAAUGAAUGUUAUGAUAAUAUUUUAAGUGCUCAGUAGCUACAUUUUUACUCUCUUUUAUCCUUUUUGUAAUUAGGGACUUUGCAGAUGUCGAAGCAGCAUUGGACGCUAUGAAAAAUGUUGCCAAACUGAUCAAUGAACGGAAGAGGAGGCUUGAAAAUAUUGACAAGAUAGCUCACUGGCAAAGCACUAUCGAAGGCUGGGAGGUAGUUAUAACCUUAAUAAAACAUCAUUGGCUCAUUUACACGUUUGUUGGUAAAAAAGCACCCAUUAAAUAUUGAUACCAGCAGCCGGUAGAUUUUUGAUGAUAAAAAAUAAUGACAGGCUCGUGAUCAUCACCUUGUAAUUAUGCAUGAAGAGCAUGAGGGGGCAACAUUCUAAAAGUAGACAAAUAUGCAGAAACAUCGUAUUGGUUUCCAUGGAAAUGGCUUUUUAGAGCUUUGCUCCACAAUUGCUCUUUACGCAUUAACCCACUAGUGUAAAAUAUAUGCUGAUUACAUUAUAUAAAAGUUUUAAUUUCCUAGGACUACAUAAAUCAGCGAAUGGAUCAGUCAAACUAUUUACUUUCACAAUUACUUGCACACUAUCCCAAAUCCCUAUCCACGUUAUUUUAAACGGAGGCUUUAUAUUAUCACUACAAUGGUCAUUAAAGUGUUAGCACACCUGCCAUGGUCACCACAAAACCUCUUAGUACAGUAAAGUUGACGCAUCAUCGGGGGCGACAAACCUGGAUUGGCAUUUUCAAGAGGUUUGUAUUAUUAAACUAUGGGGGCGGAGGGUUCCAGUCUACCCAGCUGAGAUGCAGAUGAGCUGCAUGUCUUUAGGUAUGUGAAGAAGAGAACACAGAGGUCAUGAAAUUUGUGUUUAAUUUUAUGAAAUGUGAGGGUAAUUUCAUUGAGUUCAUCCAGGAAAUCAUAUAUGUUGGUAGGACCUGCAGCUUCCCAAGAGCAGUAUCGAUAUUAGGCUUCCCCAUCCUGAAAGUGCGGGUUACGUAUGAAGGGAAUAAAUCUGGUGUAUUGCCACUGGAGCCCUAGGAGUGUUCUCACCAAUUUCCACGUUUUUAUAGUGGAUGCCAAUAAUUUCAUUUGGUUCCUCUGGAAGAAAGGCAUAUGGAGUAUGUAGCAACUGAGAGAGUGCUGUACCAGGGCAAAGCUGUACUUCUAUAUGUACUACUGUGAAUUGUCCCAAUAAUUUAAUUAAAUCUAGAGCGUGAUGAUAGUGUGCUGCUAGAGUGUAAAGGUUGAAAUUUUAAUCUGGGUUGAUAUAAUCAUGCAUUGCAAUUCUUGGAUGUUUACGUUGCCAAAGAAAUUUGGAUAACAGCUUAUUAAGAAUUUUGUUGUCUGAUCUUGAGAAUAGUAUGUGUAAGGCUUGUAAAGGGUAAAGAAGGUUGAGUACUAUAGCUGGUUUUAGGAGAGGGCUGAGAGAGAGAUGCUCCCAUCUAGAGAGGAGAUCCCCAACGUUAGCCAGAGGUGGUCAUGUUUAUGCAAUGUAUAGUGGACAUUUGUGGGGGGAUAACUAAACUUAGAUAUUUGAAAUUCAAAGUUGCUCAUGAUAGGGUGGUCGGUGUUCUUACACUAAUUGGUGGACCUGGGCCUAACCUCAAAGCUGUUGACCAGUUAAUUUGGAAGCCUGUUAUCAAGCCAUAUCAAUUGAGUGAUAUGAGUGAUUGCAUUUGGAAGAGAUGUUACAGGGUCCAAGAGAAAGUGUAAAAAAUCUUUUGCGAAACCCAUAUCUUUAAUUGCAUGGGAGCCCAUCUGAAUUACUUUUUUACCUGCAGAAGAGUAACUAUAUCUAAUAAGUUGGUCUAAUGCUAAAAUAAAAAGGUAUGGUAAAAGGUAAGAUAGGUGACUAUGGGCAACCCUGUUUUAUCGCUUUCUUGAUUGUACAGUAGUAUUGUAGAUUUAUUUUACAGCCUCUUUAAAAAUAAAUAUGUAUAUAUUUUCCUGUUAGGGUGAAGAUAUUCUAACAAGCAGUUCAGAACUCAUACACUCUGGAGAAUUGACCAAGAUUUCACAUCUUCAAUCAAAGGGUCAACAACGGAUAUUUUUCCUUUUUGAUCAUCAAAUUAUCUACUGCAAAAAGGUAUGGUAUUCAUCUUAAUGCCCAAACAUGCAAUUUUAAAGUGGCUCUGUUACUGUUUUAAUCCAGUGAGCCCAUGUCACUGUUGUAUUCUUGUUGCUCACGAAUAUAAGAAAGAGAUCUAUCAACAGUCCAAUGUUACCUAUCACGUGGACCUCUGUAGACCAACUCGUGUGAUGGAUGAGCCGAUUAACUUUUCUCACAGCCAUCAAUAAAGACAAUUGCAGGAAUAGAUAAAAGUUGGCAGCAAAAACAUUGGCUUUUGUCCAUUUUCUGUUUCUUUGUCUGUGAGAUGAAGUAGUCUUUACUUGGUGUUAUGAUGUCUUUUUCUGUAAUUUGAAUGAAAUUUCAACAUAGUCAACCUGAAUAUUUCAGAAAGAUUUUAUCUUUAUGUAAUAGUCAUGAAGUGACCAGAGGUGACUUAGUCACUUUAAUCACUUUAGUGUGUGGUUUAUGUGCAGGUUAUCAGUAUUGGUUACUUCAAUGAUGUGUAUAUACACAAAAUGGUGCAUUUAUUAGUAAAUAACAUAUGUGUCCUCCAAAAGACCUGCAUCUACAAAACGUAUACUGAAGGCUUUUUUUUGCCUCUUACAAUUGUGAGUGACCAUUUGACAUAUAUUUAAAUUAUAAAAACACACAGUUUUGCACUAAGUUGUGCCAUUUUUCUCCUUAAAGGAUCACUAUAGGGUCAGGAACACAAACAUGUAUUCCUGACCCCAUAGUGCUAAACCCACCAUCUAGCCCCCCUGGGCCCCUCAUGCCACCAUAAAUAUAGUAAAAAUCUUACUGUAUUCAAGCCAGAAGCUGUAAGUCUGCAUGCUGUUAGACUCAGUAAAAACAAGCAGUCUGCUGACAUGUGGUAGCCUGAUCCAAUCACAGUGCUUCCCCAUAGGAUUGGCAGAGUCUGACAAAGAGUUAGAUCAGGGGCAGAGCCAGCAUGAUUCAAACACAGCCCUGGCCAAUCAGCAUCUCCUCAUAGAGAUGAAUUGAAUCAAUGAAUCUCUAUGAGGAAAGUUCAGUGUCUGCAUGCAGAGGGAGGAGAUACUGAAUCACAGGAUGCUCAGAAAAUACAGUGUUUACAUGAGAGAGGCUGCAGGGAGCUAUAGUUCUCACCUGAACAACCUCAUUAAGCUGAAGUUUUUCAGGUGACUAUAGUGUCCCUUUAAGAGGAUAUUCCCCAUGUAUAUAUAUUAGCCUAAAUGUACAGAUUGUUUGUCAACUUAUAAAUAGUAGAUACCUCCUUUACCAAUUAGCAUUUUAGAUAAAAUAUUUCAUGGGUUCUCUUGCAUGUAACUGCUGAGUGCUGCAGUUCAGUCUUUAAGUCACUAUUGAGACCCUCCAAAGGUAGGCAACCUUUGGCACGGAUGUUAUGGACUUCAUCCCCCAUGAUGCUUUGGCAGUAUUAUAGCUGUAAGAGCAUUAUGGGAGAUGUAGUCUACAACAUCUGGCAUGCCAAAAGUUGUCUACCCCUGCACUAGAGUAUAGUUAGGUCUUAGUUAGGUCGGAUAUCCUGGAAUACAUCUCCCAUAAUGCUGGCAAUGCAUCAGGGGAGAUGUAGUUCACAACAUCUGGAGUGCCAAAGGUUGCCUACCUCUGCCCAAGAGUAAUACACAUCUUCUAUAUCAAAUAUCACAUGACUCAUUUUACAAGAUAUUUGCAUUUACAAAAUGUCACUGUUUAUGUGUUUUCAUUAUGAUUUAUUUUUAAUUGUAGGAUCUCCUUCGAAGAGAUAUUCUAUAUUACAAAGGCCAGAUUAACAUGGAUGACAUGGAUGUUAUUAACAUAGAGGACGGUAAAGAUAAAGACUUUAACAUCAGUGUGAAAAACGCAUUCAAACUGCAAAGCAAAAUCUCUGAUGAAGUUCAUCUGUUCCUUGCGAAAAAACCUGAGCAGAAACAGCGUUGGCUGCAGGCCUUUGAUGAAGAAAGGAAGCAGGUGCUUCUAGAUAAGGAAACAGGUACAUGCAUUAAAAACAAGACUACUUUGAUUUAUGUUGGAUAUGGAAUAAUUCUCACAACUGUAACAAAUGUUAAAUCCAUUCCAGGGGGAAACUCUCUAAAAAAAACUUUACUUGUAACUUAAAGGACCACUCUAGGCACCCAGACCACUUCAGCUUAAUGAAGUGGUCUGGGUGCCAGGGCCCUCUAGGAUUAAACCCUUUUUUUUAUAAACAUAGCAGUUUCAGAGAAACUGCUAUGUUUAUAAAUGGGUUAAUCCAGCCUCCAAAUCCUCUAGUGGCUCUCUCAUUGACAGCCGCUAGAGGCGCUUGCGUGCUUCUCACUGUGAAAAUCACAGUGAGAACACGCAAGCGUCCAUAGGAAAGCAUUGUAAAUGCUUUCCUAUGAGACCGGCUGAAUGCGCGUGCAGCUCCUGCCGCGCAUGCACAUUCAGCCGAAGAGGAGGAUCGGAGGCGGAGAGGAGGAGGGGGUCCCUGAGGAUGGGUACACCCUCAGGGCACUAUAGUGCCAGGAAAACGAGUAUGUUUUCCUGGCACUAUAGUGGUCCUUUAACUCCUCAAACUCAGUACAAGUACAUGUAAACAUUUACAGUGUCGAAAAUGAGCACAUAUACUAGUAGGAUUCAUUGACAAUCGGCUUCAACUGCAAGUGUGGCAACCAUCCCCUUCUGUUUGUGUUUGUGAACAGUAAGAAAAGGAAUCCGCUAUAUCAUAAAUGAAAAGGCUUGGCCUGCAGUUGUGGCAGGGGCUUGUUACACUACUUAAACCCUCCUACUCACCUUCCUCCGUCCCGUACGUGUUUGUCGCUCCAUUUCUCCACUUACCUGGUCCUCGAGGAUCCUUUGCCUGGCCUGCUGUUCACCUGCUGCUCAUUGUCUGCGGUCCUCCUGGGCUCUGCUCCGGAUCUCCGGUUGUCCCUGGUGCUCCAAGCCUCUGUUGUCCGUCUGGGUCAGGCUCCCUUGCUGUUCGGAGGGAAGUGUCCUCCGCAUUCCCCCUUUCGACCGUGGCUCUUGGGGGGGGGGGGGUCGGCUUUGUUGCUGCGCUGCGCGUCUCUUCCUGGCAUUCUUGACUGUCAACCAGCUCCGGGGGUAUUGGGUCCACAACCCCAGUUUGUUUCCUACCGCCCAGUGUGCAGCGAACCAGGCUGGGUGUGUUGUGCGCCGCAGUGCUCUCGGGUGUGGGGGAGGCCAGAGUGGGGACGGGCACUAUUGGUGCAGGUGCGAGGCUGGUGGCAAUUGUCGGCGGGGAGACUGGAUGCGGGCAACAGGCUCUUGCGGUGACUCCUCUUCCCUUUUUCUUGAGCUUUCCCUCACCCCCUGCGACGCCGUCGCAUGUGCACAUCUGUUCUCACCAGCGGCGUGGCCACACACACGUGUGUUGUGUGCAGUUCUGGAUACGGGUAGGUACCAUGGUUAUAGGUCGACCUACUCAGGGACUUUUAGCUGGGUGACAUUAUGUGUUUUGUUUCUAUGCGCUGUAACUAUUGCAGGUGCAGUGUUUUGCCUAGGACCUCUGCAGGUACAGAUCAAGUGUGCUUCUACAUGACAAUUUCCCCUGGAAAUGAUAUAGAAUUAAAUCAAUAACCUGCAGCUGAUUUAGGUGUUGUUGUGCAAGGUUUAAAAAAAAAAAAUUUAAAAAAUGAAUUAGUGUUUCCUUUUCCUGCUGUCAUGCGCGGUCUUAAGCUACGUAGUUGCUGUUGCCAAGCGGUUUUCGGUCCCAUCACGGGAUGUGGCCCGCGUAUUCACCUUUGGUUUUCAUUUCCCUGCUUGGCUGGGCCAAGUCUGCCCGCUAUACCCGUGCUCCAUUAUUUUCCAGAAGGACCAUUACAGUCUGCUUUAUGAUUCCUCCUCAAACCCCCCUCAUCUUCGUCACGCAGUGCAUCCUCUCUCUCACUCCUUACCCAUCCCCUCUUAGUUAGCUGUUGCUGGCUGUUAGGGUCCUAGGUGACCACUAGUGGUAAUUUCCCCCCCGGCUUCUUCGCCUUAGGUUAGUGGUCCCGCGAGGCCAACACCCAUCCUCAUACUUGGAGGUAUUAUGCCCCUCGGGCCAAAUCAUAGUUAGUCGCCUCGCAAUGUGGCAUAGGGAGGGCCUCACCUGUCACCCCAUUCUAUCUUAUGUUUAACAGUCACCGAGAGGCCGACACCCCGCCACAACGUCAGUGGCCUUGUUCCCUCGCACCAACGCAUAGAUAGAGCCUCUCCCGCCGCUUGGCAUCUAGCAGGGCCUCACCUGUCACCAAACCUAGUUUAAUUGUUUCGCCUUUUGGCUUUAGCUAGUAUGCCAGCACUCUCACACACUCACACACACUCUCACACUGGGUCUCGUGAGCCCCGUGGGUUUUUCACCACCACGUACUCUAUUACCUAUUGCCGGGAUCGCUCCUUUUGGCCUGAUCGCCUGGACUCUGACGUGCUUACUCUGCUUCUCGGUUACGGUCGGCCCUGCGGUACUCGUUCACCCUCACGUUCUUUCGAUACACGUUCAUCAAAUCCGUCCUCUCUCACGCUACCUUCCCUCUCCUCUUAGUUAGCUGUGGCUGGCUGUCAGGGACAUAGGUGUCCACUAGUUGUAAUUCCUCCAGGCUUCUUCGUCUUAGGUUAGUGGUCCUGCAAGGCCUACACCCAUCCUCAUCCUCGGAGGUACUACGUCCCUCGGGCCAAAUCAUAGUUAGUCAACUCGCAUUGUAGCAUAGAGAGGGCCUCACCUGUCACUCCCAUUCUAUCUUAUGUUUACCUGUCACCGAGAGGCCAACACCCCGCCACUCCGUUCAGUGGCCACAUUGUCCCCUUGCGCCAACGCAUAGUUAGAGCCUCUCACGCCGCUUGGCAUUUAGCAGGGCCUCACCUGUCACCAAACCUAGUUUUAAUUGUUUUGCCUUUUUGGCAUUAGCUAGUAUGCCAGCUCACACUCACGCACACACACAUUGGGUAGCGUAUGCGCUGUUUCUUCAUCUCUCUCUUAGCAGGUCUCCAUUGCCUGGCACUGGCGUGCUAUUUUUUUUUUUUUUCAGCCUGGCUCUCUUGCUAGGUCUGGUACUCAUCGCGCUGUGGAGUUUCGGCUACUCCCUCUCGUGUCCUGGUCUCUUCCUCACUUCGCUGUGUUUCUCGUGAGUCGACUUAUUCCCUCCCUAGCAGCCUUUCGGUCAGCUGAAUUCUCAGAAUCUGUCUGCCUCCACGGGUAACGCUGUUGCCCGAGGGGCCCCCGAGUUUGCUUUUCCAUCCUGCGCUUCUGUUGUCAAUAGGGCGGUUUCAGAUUGGCAGUUUGGGUUAUUGACGUCUGCCGCUCUGGCUGGAUCCGAGCCAGACUUCCUGCACCUUUUUCAUACGAUCUCUCCUGUGCCUCCUCUACGCAUUCCUCUUGGCUCUGCCUUCGGCCUCUCCCGUAGCCACUGCCAUCCUCUGCUCGCGGACUACCAGCCUUGUUAGCUCAUGGUCGUCAUCUUUCUCGUUGACACUCACGGUACAUGUAUUAGGGCCUCCUCCUUUGCUGCUCCUUUCGCGUAUUCUAUUACUGUCUUUUUGCUAGGUUGUCUGCAUUUGGUUUUCGCUUCUUUUUGCCACCUCUAACUUGCAUCAACUCUACCUAUUACAACUUCACAUGCUGUUACAGGUUUAUGUUUCAUACGCAGUUUCAUGUCCUCAUACCAGUUUAGUACCAUACUCAAGACAUUUCCGGCUCCCAGGAUUUUCAAAUCUUGCAGAUAUCCCAUCCACAUCCAAUUAGUUCAAUCACUAUCAGACCUAUUAGACGCCUGUCCUUACGAACCAGACAACAGCCUUCAAUGUAGGGUAAUAACUGCUUGAUCCAAGGAUAAAUCUGACUGCCGUUCUGAGGUCAAGAAGGAAUUUUUCCCUAGCUUGUUGCAAAAUUGGCAGUGCUUCAAACUGGGUUUUUUCUUCUUCUUUUGGAUCAACCACAAGGAAAUGGGCACCUAUUUACUCUUUUUCUAAUCAAGCCUAACUAUCACAGAUCUCACUACUUGGGGCCAGUCCUUACACUCCGACUUUCUUUGGUGCAUUGAUCUUGGGGCCAGUUUUAAUCAGUUCUACUAUUCUGGUCACCCCUCUAGGAUAGGGUGGCAUCUAUGGCUUCAAUCUAGUUCACUUUGGUUCGUAUAUAUUUAAUCUCUAGGUCAAUGGAAGCUCUCAGCAUAUUCCCCCAUAUGUACCACGUACCGCCAUAGCUAGGCAAUUAAGGUUUUCUUAUCAGUUGUUGAUUGUUCUACGUUUCUGGGAUGUAUCAACUUUUUGCCCUCUUUUAUUACAGGCCUGCCGCGACCUCUGUUCCGGCACACCUCAACUGACUUAUUUCCCCCUUUACUAUGCUCCUCUUGCUAUGCUUCCUAUACGGCCUUAUUUGCCCCUCACACAAAUGAAAAGGCUUGGCCUGCAGUUGUGGGAGGGGCUUGUUACACUACUUAAACCCCCCUACUCACCUUCCUCCGUCCCGUACGUGAUUAUAGCUAUUCGCUUGUCCCCACCCUCCACUCCCUCUAUCUAUAUUUUUAUUACAUAUCAUGGGUGGGCCCUCUUUUAUUACAGGCCUGCCGCGACCUCGGUUCCGGCACACCUCAACCGACUUAUUUCCCCCUUUACUAUGCUCUUCUUGCUAUGUUUCCUAUACGGCCUUAUUUGCCCCUCACACAACUUUAUAAAUAUGCAAGAAAAUAAUGCUAAGUGUUCACAAAUAUUCUACAUUUUUAGUUGUUGGAAUUUUCCUCAAGAACCACAGACCCAGAAACACAGAGGAAAAUGACUUAUACUGCAACAUUGUCAAACACGUAACGUGGAGCUAUACUAGAGACAGGGCCGGCGCGUCCAUAAGGCGGCACAGGCGGCCGCCUUAGGGUGCACCGGUUUCGGGGGCGCAAUAUUUCAGUGACCGGCAGGAGGGAAGCUCUCCCUCCUGCCAGGCCACCAUCUCGACCCCCGGUGCGGCGUGCGGCGUGCGGCAGUGCUGUGAUCAGACGCGGCGAGGAAGCUCUAACCUCUCUGCUCUGCUCCCUCGCGCGCUGUCUGCUGAUGCCGCGGGAGCCGGAAUAUGACGUCAUCAACCCGGCUCCCGCGGUAUCAGAAGGCAGCGCGCGAGGGAGCAGAGCAGAGAGGUUAGAGCUCCCUCGCCGCGUCUGAUCACAGCACUGCGGCACGCCUCCCAGCAGCCCCACUGGACCCCAGGGAAUGAUUCAUCAUCCACACCAGCUCUCCAGGUAGGGAGGCUGGGUGGAAAAUGUUUAUUUAUUAAAAUAAUUAGUGAGUGUGUGUAUGCGUGUCUGUCUGUGUGUGACUGUGUGUGUGUCUGUGUGUGAGUGUAUGUGUGCCUGAGUGACUGUGUGCCUGUGAGUGACUGUGUGCAUGAGUAUGUGUGUCUGUGAGUGAGUGUGUCUGUGAGUGUAUGUGUGUGUCUGUGAGUGAUUGUAUGAGUGUGUAUGUGUGUGUCUGUGAGUGCUUGUAUGAGUACUGCAUGUGAGUGUAUGAGUGUGGCAGUGUAUGUGUGUCUGUCAGUGUGUGUUUGUGAGUGUCUGUCAAAUCAGUGAGUAUCUUUGGCAUUGAGUCUGUGUGUGAGUAUCAGUGUGUCUGUCAAUGAAUGAGUGUGUGUCAGAUCAGUGAGUCUGUAUGUUUGUCAUUGAGUGUGUGUGACUCUCAGUAUGUAUACACCACUGAGUGUAGUGUGGCGGAGCGCAGUACAGGAGCUUCUGUUUCCUGUACCCGGCCAGACUGACCGGAGGUGCUCACUGAGAGAGCACUCCCUCGGCACUCCACUCGGCACUCCACUCGGCAACGCUACAAGAGAGGUAGGAGGCACGCCAGGAAGGGGAGUGCGACCACUAAAGGGGUGGGGUGUGCACCAAGGGACAUGGAGGGGAGGGGAGAGAAACACCAAGGGACAGGAAAAAGAGGGGAGAGCUUAGAAGAACACUAAGGGACAGGGAAGGGAGGGGACCACUAAUGGACGGGGAGAGGGGCUGGUUAAGAGGCACAUAGGUGAAGAUGUUAUUUUGGGGGGGGGGGUGGAAAGAUACAUCUUCGCCUAUGUACCAAAAAAUCUUUGCACCGGCCCUGACUAGAGAGUAGCUUUAAAAUCGCAGGGUCUUGACUCUUAGUUAGAGGGGAAAUCUUUGACAGUACCAAACCCUCUAAUGUAUAGAACAUCAACUCCAAAAUCCACAUAAAUAUAAAAAUGAAACCAUUAAAAAAAAAAAACAAUAACAAAUACAAUAGAAGUGUUUUCGUUGGGUUGUGGAGAGAAAUCAUUAUCAGGUAUGGAGGUUAUGAAACCUAUUAUUGUAAAGUAUUAAUGGCCCAUAUUCACUUGCACACUAACUAAUAACCUGCCUUAGUUUAACUACUGUUUACGGAACUGACAUUGUACCUGUUAUGAUCACUGGGUGGCAGCAUAGGACAUUAAUAUUCAAGAACUAGCGUAGAAGAUUAAAUAUACCAUUUUACACCAUGAACACAUUUUAGAACAUCAUCAGUAACCUGACCUGGAUCUGCUAUUUGUCCCUGUGAAGAAAUAACACGCUGGGAUCUCCAGAAUCUCAAAUUGCCAAAUUCCUGGUAGUCCAACUAUAUCUACCUGAAUCGGCCCUUGCCAUUCUUGUUUUAUAGAUGAUAGAGUGCCUUAAACAACACGUCCAACCUGCAUGGAUAGAUUUAUUUUAUAAAACUUCUGUGUCAAAUCUUGCACCGGUCACUCUUGUAAUAUUUUCCAACUCACUGCGUAUUCUAGUUGACCACAUUUUAAAAAUAAUUGUUAUUUUUUAUCUUUUUUUAGGUUUUAGCAUUAGUGAAAUUCAAAAGAAACAAGCAAUGGUCAACGCCAACAAGCCUCAUCCAGCAGGAAAGCCAAAAGGUAAGUGUGUAAGAAAACAAAAACAAAAUACAGGUAUUUAUUACACUCAGCUGCCAAUAGCAACAUCAUUUAACUAGUUCAGCCAUAUUUGGUAUGGCUGCUACUAUCUUCGGCAACAGUUUCGUUUUUUGCAUAUUUUAGUUUUAUUACAUAAUGUAACCAUUGGAGUUAGCUGCAUCCCUUUAAGAAUACAUUCCAAAUAUCUGUCCUCAUUCUCAUUUGGAAUACAUUCCCUCCCGCACACAUUUUGUGCAACAGAAUCUUAAUAAUACGAUAAUACGGUCUACUGUUGUUCAUCAUGACAUUAGCAUGCGUAACAGACAACCACGGAGUUUGCAUUUGGAUUCUCUUUCUUUCUAAGAUAACAGAAGGAAGGGGAGGGGAAAGGGGGAAUGUUAGCUUAUGGAAUAGUUUUCCCUAAAAAAAAAUCUCUUGUUUUCUCUCGUAGCUGUUAAUAGGACCUACUAUGAUUUCUGGAUGAAACAGAAACACCCCACGUUGCCUGCCAACCUCCCACAGCAGCAAGUCUUCAUGCUUGCUGAGCCCAAACGCAAGCCAUCCAACUUCUGGCAGAACAUAAGCCGACUGACGCCGUUCCGAAAAUAAAGGACUGCUUUGUGUUUUGCCCUUGCAUCCUGUACAAAGAAAGCACUUUACCCACAGUUGAUGAAAUGCAGUGCCUGGAACCCCUGCUUUUUUUUUUUUUUUCUUUCUUGCAGGGCGAGGCGCUGGCUGGUACAUUACUUGAUAUUUAUUUUUUAGGAAAGAGUUGGACGUUUUUAACAUACUUGUUGCUGCCUUUUCUGUAGUCAAGCGACCAAUCUGCAAAAAUGUCAUACGUAUUUUUGUUCUCCCUGAGGAAGGGUUUGGCCAAGCUGCUACACCUGCCCCCCGUCCGGCUCUUGUUAUAUUGCUAAACAACACUUGGCCUGUCUCUGAGGAUGAUGGGAAAUAUUGUCCAACAAAAUGCUGGACUUGCCAGGUUGCCAAGCCCUGCCCCAUUGUAAUGUACUGUAAUUUCUUUCCAGUUUGUUUACCAGUAGAGUAUUCUAUAAAUUCAUGUUGAAAACGACUUGCUGUAGCCAACACUGAGCAUGAUAAGAAAUGGUACAUUGGUUAACAUGAUACUAACAACUUAACAGACCCUGAGGAACGAGGCACGUUUUUGCCAUCUCAAUGUGAUUAGUAAAUGUACUAACCCUUGACGUGAGGUCAGCCUUUAUUGUACACAGAUUCUUUUUAAGCUCGUUUACAGGCUUUGUGAGUCCACUGGUACAAGCAGAGGUCGGCAAUCAGUACAAGGUAUUCCAAAAAGAAAGCUUGUGACAAUGAGCCCAGAUAUGUUUAUGUGAUGAGUUUACGAAAAGCCUUUCUUUGAGCAAAGGCCUGAAAACCUAUGAUUCACACCAGGGAUAGUCUGAUAUUACCAGCUUUCAUUGAAUUACAACUUGUAUAGACCUCAGCCAGAAACAGACUGCCUUUAUAGAACGAAUAGAAAAAGAGAGUUUGUAGUUCUAUAAGAGCAGGUUAUCCAGAACACAUACCUGAUUUAUGCAGUACUAUCUAAAGACUGAUCGACGUUCACCAAAACUCUGUUUAAAACGUGUUGUGUCACUGACUGGAGUAUUUUCUUACAUUUUAUUUCCUUUCUAAAAACAUAUUGCGAACCAAUACCAUGAAAUGGUGCCAAUCAACAUCACACUCUUUUCUUAAAUUAGGCUUUGUUUCAUAAGUGUAUUUAAAAAGAAAAAAAAACACAAAAUAUAAAACAAUGUGCCUAAAGUAACUUUUUCUGCUGCUAAAGGUGCUUGUUGCACCCUACAGCUCCCAGUGAGAACUCGAUUUGAACUUUUUUGUACACAUUUUUAUUUUUAAUUUAAAUAGUGAAGGCUUUGAUGUUUGAUAUAUAUAUUUUUUUUUUCUCAAAUCUUUCUGCCAUAUUUUCUACCCAUGAAAUCUUCUAUUUGUUUGUAUGUUUUAUUUAUGGUAAGAAACCUGCAUUAAUAGGCAACUUUUGACACGCUGCAUGCUGGGAGUUGUAGUCCACAGCAGUCGUCGUGCUAGGAGGUGCCUAUCCUUGAGUGAAAGUAAGUGUAUGUAACCACUCUCACUUAAUAUUAUUAAUGUAAUGCCUGUUCUGUUCUCUGAUGUUUUUUGUUUGUUUUGGACCUGUUUGUUUGUUCUUCUGAAAUAAAAUUGCCUUACGGUAGUUCACAGUUUCCAAGCCAUAAAACCUCUGCUGUUUUGUUCAGUUUCUAAACAGUUUAAUAUUGUCUAUAAAGUAAAUCUAAAA
This is a messenger RNA of Pelobates cultripes (western spadefoot toad), 61652 nucleotides long. The record is from the annotation of a GenBank genome assembly. Lineage: Eukaryota; Metazoa; Chordata; Amphibia; Anura; Pelobatidae.